AUGCCGAAUUUGGCCAACCCGGUUUCAUCGCUUCGACCGCAGCCAAGGCUCGACUCAAAAUGGCUAAAGACUGACAUACAGGUUGGUUGAAAUCAAAAUAAACCGGUUGUUUUGGGUUGUACUUGAACGUUGGCGGAACUUGAGCCCAGCAACAGUCAUUCCCCUCGUUCUGUGCUUUAAUUUAUUGCAUUGAAUCCGCGAUUCCACCAUGCGUGUUUGCGUGCAAUUUGGCCAGUCACAAAAGCUUCAGUGUUGUGGCUUUUGUAAAAGCUUACGACCUUCAUUCUAGGCUGAAAGUGUUUACCCUGAAACAGGUUUAAGGUCAUUUCAUUAAGAACCUGAAGGUAGUUGCAGAAAUGUAUAACGCGAGUUAGUGGUUUCGCCCGACUGUAACAAAUUAAUUUUAAUGCAACUGGCCACUAAUGCUUUUUGUUGUGAGCUAAGAACGUUAGAAGUUUCUCUUGGAUGUAAAUAAUUAUGCCAUUUCCUACUUCUAUCACAUGAUCUUGUGUGUUGUACAUGUACGUGUGUUUUUUUUGUUUGGUUUCUCGAAUUCACUGAGUCAGAUGAUAACAGUAAUGUGACGGUUAACGACUCCUAGCUAACGGCGUCACAGAAUUAUGUUAGAGAUGCUUGCAGUUUUAUUAUUAUUUUUUUGUGCCUCUAUUAAUGGGACAGAUAUCAAGAUAUAUGUAAUGUAAGUACUAAUUGCCAAAACAAAUUUACUUGUACAGUGUACUCUGUACCACUUUUCAACUUAAGCUUUUUGGUUCAGUUUUUAUUAAUUCCUUUUCUCUGUCUGAUAAUGUACUUGCACAUGACUUAAGUCUGGUUCUGGUAUGUGGUUGAGUUACCUACAAAAUGACAGCCGGUACAACCUGAGAUACUUUUGUGACAUGAGAAGAGAAGUGGCUGGCAACAUUAGUUUUCCCAGUCUUUCCCGCUUGCAUGCUUGCAUAGUUGACUCGGGUUCAACUUUACAGGCAUGCUGGCCAAGCAGUAAAGCCCUGCAGUGGCUAAUUGUUGCCUGUGGCGCUUGUUCUCAUUCAACCAAACAGUAUCCCAGGCAGUGCCAGUGGCUACUUUGCAGUUACAUCAGUGGCAUAUGAUAAACAGGCUUAAAUACUUUAUCAUGUUUUCACUAUAAAACACUGGGAGCUGAAUAUAUGCAAAUUCCCAGUGCUGAUUGUUCUUUGUUCUUUUCUACGUGUAUUUUUACGUGUAUUGAACUUGAAAGUGCCGCUAUAAUAGAAGUUUUUGGGAUCUUGGUAAUACUGACAAUAAUAAGGACUAGCCUACAUGUACUCUCUGAAUAAUAAAUCCUUCUGUUAAGCAGAGAGUUAUAAGCAUCUACAUGUAGAAUUUUGGUGAAGACUGCAUAUUGGAUAGUCACAGUGCAUGUGACUUUUUACACAGGAAAUGAGUGUGUUGAGUCUACAUGAUUCAUGACCCCUUUAGUAUACUGAUAAAGUGAUUUUAUCCCAGGCCAGUUUUUCUACAUGUACAUGUUUGUAAAAAUCAAUUAUUCAAUUCCCUUAUAUUUCUUUAGUGUAUCACAAGAAACGUUUGCUACAUAUUUGUUUACCAUCAAACGUGAUGAUAAGAAUACUGUAUCUUUUUCUUUUUAGACUGCAUUUUCAAAUGAAGGUCUUAAAAGGCUUUGGAAUGAGUUAGUAAAAGAUGGAGAAAUCCCUGGUAAACCCUCUGAUGUAAGGAUCAACAGUGAUGGUGUGCCUUCCCAAAAGGGUGAGACGGGCAAAUUUUAUUGUGGUCGUCGUAUUUUAAAAUGUAUGUGCUGUGAUGGACAUUGUGGACCUAGAAAUGGAUGUAACUGUGAAUCAUGUCAGAAACUGGACCAAGAAGAUAGGGAACAAAAAGAAGAGGAGGAGAGAGCACCUCCAGCUGCAGGUCCCUUGAUGGACUCAUGGACUUGGGGGGACCAGCCAAGCCCAGACAAGCUCAGAGAAGUCCUCCAGGGCCUUAUUUUUGAGCAACAGGAGCUUGCAAGCCAAGCAGCAGGAACAACCCUGUCUGCUAUGAGGCUUCAGCAGAGGCUAGCUGUUUUGGGACGUUAUUUUAUUGCUUUGUCACGUGAAAGGCAAGCUAAUACUGCGAAGAGUGUGAAAAGGAAGAGUGUAAAAGAAGAGAAACAACAUGUAAUUAAAAAUCGUAAGAACUGUGCUAACUCUGAGCAGGCCUCAUUGGGCCUAGCUAGAAUUGGUGCUAGAGCAGCAUUGUCAUUCGCAUUUGCUUUUCUACGUCGUGCAUGGAGAUCAGGGGAAGAUGCAGACUUAUGCCGUGAGCUUCUUGAUGAAGCUCUCGAAGCUUUGCAGUAUCUUCCUGAAGCGACUCUUUUUGAUGAAGGAUCAGUUUCACCAGUGUGGCUUGAAGUGGUUGACCGUUCAACAAAAUUUCUUAGAUCAGUGGUGGCAGGGUAAGUUUCAUAAUAGUUAGGCAGUGAUUUUGUUACCUCUGCAUCCUUCUUCCCAGUGAACACAUAAACGUCCCCAAAGAUGUAAAAUAAUCCAUGACAUGCAUCCAGCAGGAGUCAAAGAAUGACUGAUCGAUAUAGUAGAAUAUCCUGUUUGUGUGAUUUCUGUGGCUAUUGUUUAAGAGAUGAAAAUCUAUUUUAGUCUUUUUGUGCUUUUAGUAAUAUUUAUUGUAGAAGGACUAUAUUUUAAUUUCAGAGUUUUGGCAUCUGUCUCUAGAUUAACUGUCUGGUUACAUGCGCUGUAAAGGCAUAAGUAUGUUCAAUUUAGGACAUACAUGUAUUACAUCUAUUUAAGUUUAUUGAUCAAUGGGCUCCUACCUUUUUUUAUUUUAGGAGCCCAAAGGGCUCCCAAAAAUCUGCACUGUCCUGCCCUUUACACAAAGUGUAGAAAGAAACAGAUGAUGUUAAUCUGGCCAAUGCUGGAAACUGUAUCCAACCACCUGGAAAAAGUCAUUGACAUUUAUGAUGUACACUAUGAUAUGUAAGAAAAUCGAUGUACUGUUUUCAAGUGUGCCCAUGAAGAAAAUAAUAAUAUUAAUGAUGUUGACCUUUCUAUCGUGGUUUUAUUUUUCUUUUUUGCGUUUCUGAUAGGAGGGGAAAUGAAGACAGAGUGUACUGCAAACCACUUGAUUCUGUACCUGUUUCUGACCAACAUGUGGCUUUAGGAAUACUGCUAGAACUUGCUGUGCAGCGUGGUUCCCUUCAACACAUGCUGGAAGCUAUUUUGCUGUUGUUAGAACUUUGGGACAGUGGACAAGAUAAUGACACUGAUUCUUGUUUUACAUCUGCACCUCUUAUUCAUUUGCUGCAGAGAUUUGAGGAGAUAAGUGGGGCUUCUCAAAAGACUCUAGAACCUAAUAAGUUAGCUGAUGAGGUAAAUUUGCUCCUUAAUGUCCUUAUUCUUUUCACAAGCAAUAUUUACCUACCAUCCAUAGGUGACAGUACAUGAAUAGUAGACUAGGGCACUGGAUUUUAUUGUAUAUUGCAGUCUCCCAGGUUUAAAUUCGUUCUCAGAUCCUAAGAGUUCAAAAUGUAAUAUAUUAAAUUAUUAUGUUACAGAUCAAAUUAAAUUCAUCAUAAAAGUUUUGAUUCAAGAAUAAUUAGGGCUAGGAGACUAAGAAAAAUUGAGAAUCAACCUAGGUUAAAACAUUUAAACCUGAAUUUAAUUUUUACCUGUAACGUACAUGUACAGCUGUACAUGUAUAUAGUGAUACUUACACUGGGGUCACUUAUUGAUAUUAAUGUUCCAAGCAGAAGUGUAGUUUGUAAAUGCUGAUGUCUCCUAGAUGCAUCUUACAUGUACAACAUGUAUAUUUUACUCCAUAGGUCCUUUCAUCCAGUGUGCCUAAAGUGAGUCCAACAGAAUCAUUUCUGCGUUACCUAGCCCUCCCUGAAGAUGAAUCGGAGUUUGUUGAACUGCAGCACUGUGCUGUUGUUCUAGUUUCACACUUGGACAGAUUAGCUGCUCCUUAUCUGCCACUGUCAUCAAAUCAAAAGGUACAAUGCAGAUACAGUGCAUGUAAUCAUUACUGGUAAUUUAAUAAUAAUAAUAAUAAUUGAGAAUUUAUAUUUAAGUUGGAGGGGGGUGGAGGAGAAAUUGUUUUUUAUCCCAAAGUAUUUCCAGACCCCUACUCGAUAGCACCCAUGUCUUUUAGGUACCCCCCUUCAAUCAUGUCAAAAGAUUUAAGGGCCCCCCUUUCUUACAUAACACCCAAAUGAGACAAGUAUUACAAACAAUCUGAUACUGCAGCAUUAUGACGACGAGUGGGAAGAAUGGAUAAACUUACCAGACAAUUUUACUGCCUCGACAAAAAUCACGCUUAAAGUCAUUUCCAAGCCGUCAGUUCCUGUACAAUUAAACUUUAACUUGGAGACAAAGUCACAUUCCAGUAAACAAGCUACUUUAAAGGCUAGCUCAGACAGCGGGAUGUUGGUUGUAGACAAAACGUUUGUUUGAAGAAAUGACCAAUUUCCAGCUUGUUUUUAAUUUUGAGCAGAUGCAUACAGUUACAUUGUACCAUAUUUGGAGAGCAUGGUAUAAUGGCUCAUAUACCAUGAUGGCUAAGCCAAUCAGAGCUCUAGAAUUACAUUAUUUAAUGGUUCAGUUUUUAAUAAUAAUAAUUAUCUGGUUUAGACUCCAAGCGUUGCCCUUGUCCAAGAAGUUUAUGGGUGGGGUUGGCUCUCUUGGGGGAAUGCUGGUCAUACCUUGGGUCCAACUUCAUUGAGCAGCUUGGUGGAAAUUAUUGGCAUUGCUCAGAUUUGUUGCGCGGAGAAGUGUUUUCUGGCAUUGACUAAAACAGGGAAAGUCUACACCUGUCAUUACAUUUCCGAGGGACAAGUGAGUGUUUAGUUUUAUGUUCUUGUUAUUAAUUUUAUCAACAGCAAAUACAACUACAUGUACGGUUGUGUACACUGUAGGCUGUGCACGUUUCUAUUUUCUUGGUUAAGUUAAAUGGCCUUUCAUAACGACAUUUAAUGAUAAUCAUAGUAAUUACAGUCAACUCCCGAUAACUCGAACGUUCAGGGGAAAUCGAAAAAAGGUUCGAGUUAUCGGGAGUUCGAAAAAAAUAGCCGACAGUAAGGUAACAAACAGUUUUUACUGCACAGUGAACAUUUUAAUCACAUUUAAUUGUAGAAAUGUCAAGUGAAAAUUAAAAGAUACUUCCAGAUUAUAAAUCAGAACGUAACGUAACAAAACAUAGCCUAAAUAGAGCAUGUGUUUUACUGUUUUGAGAAGAAAAGCUGCUUCACGUUAGCCUGUGACAAUCAACAUCAGCCUCCACUAGUAAACUAUAUACUCCUACAACACGUCAAUAGGAAAUCCAAAAUUCAAUGUUUCGGACACCAGUAGUCGGCUUUUUUCCCAACUUUUUAAGGGCUCAAAACAUGGUUCGAGUUAUCGAGGGUAAAAUUAUAUAUAGAAAAUGACCUGAGGGGAAACGCAAAUUGGUUCGAGUUAGCAGGAGUUUGAGUUAUCGAGGGUUCGAGUUAUGGAGGAUAAAAUUACAGUGAAUGUAUGACGGAAAUCCAGGGGAAAUCAAUUUUGGUUCGAGUUAGCGCGAGUUUUGAGUUAGCGAGGGUUCGAGUUACCGGGAGUCGACUGUAUAGUGAAUCCUACAAUUAUAUUUUCAAUAAGGGGAUAAUUAUGGCAAUUGCUGAUAUUACAGUUCUGCACACAGUGCAGUAUAAAUAUACUGUGUUCAGCAGGGUGUAGGCAUUGGUGACUGGAGAAUUCUCCAUUUACUACGCAGAAUUCUCCGGCCAACGGUCAAUACCCUAUAACUAUUUUUUACUCAGAUGUGGAGCCUCUUUAAGAAAUAUUGUAAAUUUCAGAAAAUAAGCCCAUCCAUGUAUAAGCCCCUCCAAAUAUAAGCCCCCCAAACCGGUAAAGCAAAGACCCUCCGUUAAAUCGCCCCUCCAAAUAUAAGCCUCCUGGGCCUGUACUUAGAAAAUUGCCCUCAAAUACAAAGUAAAACAAUGAGCAAAAACGGUAAAUUUACUUCCAACUAUAAGGCUAGCCCAAUCGAGUUUGAAACACAAAUUUCCCUCCAUAGAUAAGCCCCUCCAAAUAUAAGCCCCUCCGAAUAUAAGCCCCUCAAAAAGGGCCUUUGAAAAAUGUAAGCCCCGGGGCUUAUUUUCGGAAUUUUACGGUAUUCUCCUGCAACAUUACACCUUUCUCCUGCUACUAGAAUUCUCAAUGAAAAACCCUGACACAUAUAAGGGCUUACAUGUAGUAUACAAUAAUUGAUACAAACAAAAUUGGAGACAAUUAUUUUGCUAAAUUUAAGCAAGUGCUAGCUAAUUUAUUUGCCAAACAAAUACAGCCAAAAUUUUCAUGGUUUUUGUACAUGUACGUAAAAGAAAGACACCAGUCUGAUACUAGUAAUUUUUAGAUGUACAUUAAAAUUUUGAGUGACCUUGAUUAAAAAUCAAGCUAUUGAUCUUUAGUAACUGUACAAUUUGUUCUACAGGGCCCUAUGCUCAUAGAAUCUCUAGCUAGAAGAUGUGAAAUCAUUAAAAUUGCUACAAGCCCAGAGUGCAAACAUUUCAUGGCUCUAAGCCGUGAGGGUGAAGUAUAUUCCUGGGGAUCUGGAGAUGGCGGCAAACUGGGUCAUGGAGACAACAAGUAAGAAUUGGGAGUGUAAAGAGAUGGUUUGUUGAUGCCAAAAGUUCUUUGGAAAGCAGUUUCUUGGAAUUAAAACCCCACUAAUUAUUUGAUCUUCAUACAUAAACAUGUGAACAUAAGAAUUGUUUUCUUGUGGUUUUAUUCAUCACAUGACUUUGUUAUACACUCACAGAUCCUUAAUCCUUUCCUUUGUUAAAAAUUAUUAUUAUUUUAUAAAUUAUUGUUGAAUCUCAGGCUUAAAUGGUUAACAUGUACAUUGCCUGGGAAAUUACCCUUGGGAGCAAGCAACUACAAGUCCCUAAAGGUCCCAAAGGAGUCCUUACAUUUGAGUCCCUAAAUAGCCAAUACUUUCCGUAAUAGUCUAGAUGUUCUCAACAGAACCUCCUUCUAGAUCACUUCAAGUCUGAUGGUAAUGUUAAUUAAGCUUAAUUUUCUCAAACAUACAAUGUAUCAGAUACAGCUCCCAAUGCCCGGAUCUCAAUUGGCACAACUGUACUUUUCUCCAGUUCUUUGUCUUUCACUCGUGCAUCUCCAGGUAUAGCGACGUCUAUGAUCUUAGCCUCCUUUGCUUGCUUAUCAACGAAGACGAUGCGAUGUCUAGCCUUCUAGCUUCAACCAUGCUAUCACACUGUACUCUGAAAGCGCAUAGAACUUUAAAACCUGUAUUUUCUACCACUUGCUCUAGGUUAUGUUUGUACCACUGUUCUACUUGUUGCAGUUAGGUCUUCCCACACAGUUGCCAAAUGCACAUAUCGCUCCAAACUGUCAUGUCACCCCUAUUACUCACAUUGAGCUGACUUGCUGCAUUCACUUGUUACGUGACUUACACUUUCUCCUUUCUCUCUGCACAUCCUAACUUAAUAUUGGUCUAAUAUUAUCAUUAUCAUUAGCCUAAGUAAUUGUUUUGUUGCUUACUGUGGUAGUUUUUGUGAUGAGCCAACCUUGAUUACUGGCCUUGCUGGGAAGCAAGUUGUUCAGAUUGCUUGUGGAAGCAGUCACAGUGCUGCCGUGACAUCAGAAGGAGAGUUGUACACAUGGGGCAGAGGAAACUAUGGCAGACUUGGACAUGGUACAGUUGCUUUAUUGAAACAGAGCGAUUUUUGUAUGGUGUUGAAAAAUGGUUUUGGUUAGUGUUCGUUAUUUGUUUUCUCAGCCAAUGGAUGAAAAGGACAAAACAUGGCCUCUUCAUUUUCCCGCCAACGAAAACCCUAAAUAAUUUGGAGUCAGGGCAUUGUUCAAUUGGCUAAUCUUGUUGCAGUAUGACGUCGAAGCGUAUUAUCAGUUGAUCUCUAGAAAGUUUUCGGGAAUGAAGUUUUUCACCCAAACGUUCACUUAACCAACCAAAAGCCAAGUUCAUUUGCAUCCAUUUGAUAAACCACUUACAUCGCUCUGUUGCCGUUCAUUUGUUGUUUCUGUUUUGUUCAUGAAUUUUCAUUUUAAGGUUAUACGAAAAUCGCUUUAUUAUAUAUUUCAGUUGUCAGUUCAUGAUAUGCUUAUGGACAGAAAGAUUUAAUGUAAUACAGGGUGUAUUUUGUGCUUUACCAUAAUUAUCAGAGCUGUAUUAUUAUGAGGUCCCUUAACACCAAACUAUUAAUGAGUUGUAUGUAAUGGCAAAUGCUUUAAUUAAAGCAAGUUUGCUUCUGUGGCCAGGACCUACAGGAAAGCGACUGACAUUAAGGCAGUUUUAGUAUUUUGCAUAGUUCAAAGCAUUCAUUAAGGGCAAAAUUAUCAGCAAAAACAAGUUUGAUUUAUCAGAGACCAUGUCGGAAUUUGUUUUAAACUGUCUUAACAAAUUACAAGUCAGCAAAGCAAAAGGGCAGUAAGAAUCAAGGGGAGCUGUGUCCAUCUGUCCAAUUCUUUCUCCUCCCCCCUCCUUUUCUCUGUCCUUCUGUCAGUCUCUUAUUCCAUCAGUCUGUCCAUUUGUCCACUCGUCCAUUCCUUCCUCUACUCUCCUCUAUUUUUCAAUAACUUUAGUUUUGUUUUGUGAGUCAUAUUGCAUCUUGGGUUUAUCAUUUCUGUAUUUUUUCCUUUUUGUCUAGGGAAUAGUGAGGACCACCUUGUUCCAAUGCUAGUGAGUGGUUUGCGAGGGUACCAUGUUAUAGAUGUAGCCUGUGGCAGCGGGGAUGCUCAUAGCCUUGCUGUUGCUGAUGAUGGUAAGAAUCUCUACACAUUGGUGUCUUCACCCUUUUACUCUAAAUACAUAGUUGUCAUUGACGUAGAAAAUUCCCUAAAAUUCCAAAAUAAUAUCUUUUUGUAAAAUUCUAAUGAAAGUAAAGUACAAUGCAGAAGCAUUGUCAUGUUUAUUCAGAAGUUUGGAUAAAGCUGUUUUUGUUGUUGUAAAAGUUCUGCCAGAAAAGGUUUCAUUUCAAUUGCAGCAACAUGGGAUUUCACCCAUUUAAAGUUAACAACAAUAUAGCCUUGCCCCAUACCUGGCCUUAAAAAGAAAAUGUUAAUUAAGUAGAAAAUAUAUUAGUAUUUGAUGCAGUUGGGUUAGACAGCUGUCUUGUUUAAAGUGUCGCCUCUUUCCUUUACAGAUGUUGUGUUGUGUUCAUGAUUGUUUCUUCAACAAGAUUGAUUGCCAUUAGGAAAAAGCAAUGAUAUAAAAACAGCAGCUAAAGGCUCCAAGAUUGCCAAUCAUGCUUGGACCCACAACCACGAUAUUGAUUUUGACAAUGUCUUCAUUAUUGACAAAGGCAAUUGUCAUGUUACAAAUUAUUUAGUCUGACACACUAUGAAAGUACAUAAUGCUGACAAUAACUCUUGCCUUCUCCCAAGGCAAUGUAGCAUUCUUUUGAACACAAAUUCUUAAAGAAUCCCUUCUUAAUUUUGAUUUUAAUGUAAUUUUGUUCUUUUACAUUUUUAUCACUUUAUAUUUUAGAUUUUUUUUCAUUUUCACAUCAUUUCACUUGUUGAUGAUUGAAUUUUUAAAAACAUUUUUAUCCAGAGAACUUUAUCACAAGCUUUAAUUUGCUUUUUUGUUUGUGAUAGGUACAGUUUGGUCGUGGGGGGAUGGCGAUUAUGGCAAACUUGGUCAUGGUGGUAGUGAUGCAUUUAAAGCUCCUAAAAUUAUUGACAAGCUACAAAGCUUUGGUGUUGUGCGCGUUUUCUGUGGAUCCCAGUUUUCCGUGGCUUUGACAAGGGAUGGGCAAGUGUUGACAUGGUAACUAUUGUUUGCUGUUUGACCCACAUGCCCCCAGUGUUAAUCUGUGUGUGAAAAUUGCCCAUGUUACAACUUGUUGAGCAACAAGAGUAACAACUUUUGUCGAUCAACAAAUUUUAAAACACGCAUCACUAGCUUAAGUGUUACAAAUAUUCUUUAUGUGAACUCUUUUUACAGGGGUAAGGGGGAAGGUGGCCGCCUUGGUCAUGUCGCCGAAGAUCACAUGCGUCAUCCCAAAGUGAUUGAAGCAUUCUCUGGUAAGAAGAUAAUUGAUGUUGCUGUAGGAUCAGUUCACAGCUUGGCAGUCACAGAGGAUGGUGAGGUGUACAGCUGGGGCAGAAAUGAGCAGGGACAGUUGGGUGACACUUCGAAUAUUGCCAGAACAGAGCCUGCCCUUAUUGCAGCAUUAGAAAGCAAGGAAAUAACUGGGGUGGCCUGUGGUCCUGCACAGGUGAGAUUUUUUUUUUACAUUUGUAGAUUAAAUUACUGAGCGGUUCACAGAUGGGACAUCUGUGCUAUCAAACUACUGUACCAAAACAAGUCAAAUGCAACCGAAAAAAUGCUUUCUAUCAAGAAGUUGCUUAAACGCACAAUGUAAAUCAUAAUGUAGUUAUAAUUUAAUUAUUAGCAGUGGUAAUACCUAGGAAGCUGAAGUACUGAAAUUGGUGUGUGCUUGUAGUUGUAAUAACUUGAGAACGAUAACGUAAUGUGAGAAUAAUUUUUGUUAACAAUGAUAUCAUAUUACGCUGUAGUUAUCCAGGGAAAAGAAAGGAAAUGUAGCAUAAGUGUGACACAUGUGCAGAGUUCUUGUUUGGCUUGUUAAGAUGUUGUUUUUGUUGUUUUUCCCUCUGUGGGCUUUCUUUCCUGGAUGAAAUAAUUAAAGUAUUUGUUGCUAUGACAGAUACCAAAACGAUUAUGAUAUUAUAAGAAUUUCUUGGCAUUGAAUCAUGCAAUGUCACACAUAUAAUUCGUUCCCCUAGAGUUUUACAUGGUCAUCAGCUGGUCACUGGAAUGUUGGUCUGCGUCUUCCAUUUUGUCUUGAUGUUUGUAAGAAGACAUUUGAAUAUCUCGAUUCACUCUUACGUCGUGUAAGUGAAGACCUAACAGGAGCACUCGAUUGGCCCCCUCCUCCCCAAGAGAAAGAAUGCAUUGCGGUAGCAGCAUUAAACCUGUUGAGACUACAGGUGAGUGAUCAAUAUUUAUUGGUUUCAGUGAGAUGUAUGCGGUGAUUUUGGUACAAAUGGUUAUGGUGAGUCCUGGGACUCAUUUUGUGAAAAAUCAUGAGUUCCAGUGUAGAGCCAAUGAGUCCCAGUUCAAAAAUCAACCAGUCGUAAAUUGAAAAUGCUGGGGCCUUUACAUGUAUGUAAUCAGACAGUUAAUCUGAAAAGAGACUCCAAAACUCUUGAUUGCAGUUUACUGAAAUUAAAAUAUAAAUGUAGUCGUUCUAUUUAAAGCACAGAAUAGACUGAAAGAAAAUGCAUCGUCACACAACAGCCACAAUAACAGCCAUAGAAUUCUUACGAACAAGAUAUUCUACAAAAACAUCUUCAGAUUGAUGAAUUGAUCUUUGCAUCCUACGGGACGCAUGCCAUUAAUUAUUUUGCGUCUUUGGGAAUAGAAAAGCGAGAAAGAAGAGAGAAAGAAAGAGAAAAGCGAGAAAGAAGAGAAAAGCUUUCGAGAAAGCUUUUUUCCCAUCUUUUCAGCGCCGUACAUUUUGCACCUUCUAUUUAAAGAUUGCCUUUUCAUUUUUAUAUUUCCUUCUGUUUAAUGCAUCAGCGUUGUGGUUCGCUUUGCCUUAUACGGCUGUUUCUUUUGUUACUUUUUAAUUUCCCUUAUGGCCCUCCAUCUACACAGCACUUGCACCUCCAAAAUGUGUCAUCGCUGAAAGCUAUUAUGCACCAUGCGUAUUUUGCUUUUAAUAACUCUGUGACUUUUUUUUUUUGCUCUUCAGCUUCAUGCAGCCAUUACAGGAAAUGUAUCUGCAGAUGAUUUAGGUCUUGGAGUAGGAAGCAAGCUUCUUCAGUCCCUCAAACAACAAGUGGUCACACUUGCCAGUAACAAGGGGGUUUUAAAGACAGUGCAAUCUGCAGCUCAAGGAGCUCUGAGAAAUGGCUGGGUCUUAUUACUCCCAACACCAGAGGAAAGAGCAAGAGCAUUAACUGAACUGCUUAUUGAAAGUAAGUCGUAAAAAGAAUGUUUUUUUUUAUCUGUCCAUUUCUUUGUCUUUUCUGUUCUCUACUCCUCUACCUUCCCUCCAUGUUUUUCGUCUCCCUUGUGUCAUCCUUCCAACCCGCCUCUCCGACAUUCAUUAGUUGCACUUGCCAUUCUAUUGCCCAUCUAUUCAUUCUACCUCUAUCCCUUCUUUUAAUCAACUUUCCACCCAGCUGUCCAUCCAUCAUUUGACCCAUAGCACCGCUCAAAAUUAAGUUAACUUUUUAUCUUUGUUGUGCAUCGAGAGUCACAUUAGGCAUGUCUGUCCAUCUCGCCAUCCACCAGUUUGCAUCCCCUCCCCUGUCAUUGCCUCUGACUUCUCCUUCGGUUCUAUUAUCUUAUCCGCCCAACUGCACCAUGUACAAAGCAAAUUAUACAAGCUCCUCUCUAACUUGAAGUGUCUUUUCUGAUUCUUCUCCUGAUUCUCUGCCAAUAGCAUGCGACAAACCAACAUCUUCGCCAGCUGGAAGAAAGUUCAUGUCAGACCUGCUCAUUAGCAGCCUGAUGGCAGAAGGCAGUCUAGAAUCUGCUCUUGAGACAGCUAUAGAAAAUGAAAUAAAAGAAGGUGCGGGGAAAAAUGACAAGGAGAAAACGUCUGAAACUAAGGACGAGGUUGUUGACGUUCCUCUACUUCAUCUAACGCAGCAACUGCUGAAGACAUCUUCUGGGCAAGUCUUAAGUGAAUUUCAGCAGUUAAAUCUCAAGCCACCUGUUGUUCAGUGGCCGUACAUUCCGCCACCCCGCUCCAUGACCGUGGAACUGCUAUUAAAAUUACAAAGACUUCUUAUAGGAAGCUUCUUUUUACAUCAUGAAGAUGAUAGACCUUGGUAUUUGUUUAAAGGUUAGUCUUUGAGAGUAUUUUGGUCAAGUUCAUUUUUAGCAGCAUCAAGUCCAAUCUUGUACAUGUAGUUGUAGUCCCUUUUUUACCUCUGCCAUGAAAUUCAUUCCUGAUACAUUUGUAUUAAACCUUGAAAAUAAAGCAGACGCUUAGCCUUUCCUCUUUUAGAUUGUUUAAGCACUAGUUGAAAGGGAGAGCAACGCUUGGUGUAGAAUUUCGUUGCAUUACUUUAAGUGAAAUGUCUGCGUGUAUUUCACCACUUAUAGAUGUUCAGAUUCCACUAUCCCACCUUUGCAUCUGUGCUUAUAUCAUCACAUUUUAAUGCCUGAAUGAAUAAGGUGCUUGCUCACGGCCACUAAGAAGCAACUGUAUGUUAUUUAUUUUCGAAGGUGAAGAGAGGGCUCUGAGUGUUAAGCAAUAUGGAGCUACAUUACUGUUACAUAAGUAUGCUACUUUGCUCUGCGCCCAUGUUGUUGAGAUUCUUCCUGUAGCCUCUUCAUUGGCAUCAAAUGGUCCACGGCACUUUGUGGUGUCCUCCCAGAUAAUCCAACGAGAAUUUACAGGUGUUUUACUACCUGAAUUUCUGAGUGCCAUGGUCUUGCUGCAGACUUGCAUGCCAAGUGUCAUGGACUCAUCUAGAACAGUUCCUCUCAUUAGUGGUCUGCUAGACUUGCUAGACAAGUUUAACACGCUAGCCCCUGGCGUGCAAAAGGAAGACGAGGAAGAUUUAGCCUGGCCUGGCGGGAUAGGAAGCCCAACACCAGCUCGACGGAGAGCUGAUAAUGAUAUAACAUUUAUCAGACCUGAAGACCUAGAAAAUCAUAAUAAAGACGGUGGUCUGUGGGUGGUUAUUCAUGGAAAAGUUUAUGACCUUCAAGAUUUCAAAGAUCAGGUACUUUGACUAUUUUGUAAGUGUGUAGAACAGUUGCGUAGUGAAAAGGAUGGCUGUCAAAAUUAAACCAGGAUGAUUUCGACACUGCAAUGGAAAUGCAUGCCUAGCCAAAUGCCAAAUAAGUGCCAUUGCAAAUGAUGUUGUUGUUUCUAUUGUUCUCAAUGGUGAUUGUGGUGAUGAUGACAAUGAUGCUCAUGAUAAUGACAACGAUGACGAUGACGAUGAUGACGACAAUGUUGAUGAUUUUGAUCAUGUCAAAAGUGACGAUUAUAAAAAUGGUGACUAUUGCUGUUAUUUUUUUUUUCAAGGCCCCGUGCGGAAAAGAACGGCUUCAGUCAUAUGCAGGUAAACCUUUCUUGGAAUUAUUGUACAAAGUUCUAUGAUGAUUUUUUUCGGCUCCGCAUAGCGAUAUGAUUUGCAAACCCACCAGCUACACUUUGUAGGAUCAUUUUUCAUGCAAAUGGUUGUGUAGCGAAGAAUUAUAAUUUCGUUAUCGAUUGAACGGAUCUUCAGACGCGUGUUUGACAUCCCCCUAGAUUUUACUUGGCGAGUCACCAACCUCGAAAGGAUAGAACUCCUCCUAUAGAGAUCGGUCAAAUCACUCUGUCAUCUUUGAUUAUUACACUAACCAAGGUCUCCUCUUCUGUCAGUCAAGUGGCUUAUGUCGCGUUGAUUAAGAAAACUACGAGAUCAAAUAGUUUAUGUAGUUUAUGCAAAAACUUUCAGCUUGAAUGAUUCUGGCACUACGAGUUUCUCGUCGCGCGCGCAGGAAACGAGACGCGACUGGUAACUGACUUUUGAGCGGUACUGUAAGUGAGGGUGGGCGUUUUAGACUUGUUGGUACAUGUAUCAACAUGUAUCAUUGGUUUAUUAAUCUGGAGAAACUUAAACAAUGUAGUUAAUGCAAUUGUUCUUUCCUAUUUUGCUCAGCGUCAGAUGCCACUCAAAUUUUUGAGGAAACCAAGCAUUCAUUAGAAGCAAGGGAGAUGAUGCAAGCUUUCUUUGUAGGGAUUUUUGUUGAAGUGAGUGGAAGGAGAAAUUAAUAUUGUAUUUCAUAUCUGUGUAUGUUGCGUGACUUCGUCUUCCCUGAAAGAUAAGCGGUAGUAGACAAACUGCACCGCAUUAUGCCAUUUGUAAUUAGUUUUGCCUCUUUUUUCAGAGCGAUUUCUUGUGCGUAUCCUUCAUAUGAACCUUGCAGAUCAUUUAUACACAUGUUAAACUUAUUUCCAAAAAAAAAUAAAGAAUAUAUGAUCUGCCACAUGAUCUGAUCUGAUCUGCCAUAUGAGCCCUUUUCUCUUCAUGAGUUGAUGCAAACUUGCGUGUUUACGUUUACAUCUGUCCCCUCAAGGACGAAUAUCCAGUCUGCGUUCGUUUCUUUGGUACACGGAGCUAGGCCGAAAAUGCUGAAGUUUGUACGAGUUCUGAAAAUUAAAGGAACGAGUGUGGACAUAACCUGAAAGCAAUUCGGAAAUGUACUAUCCAUCCACUUGUGAAGGGGGCUUUGCUCUCUAUUUCACAGUAUAUGGAGAAAAUAGCACAAACUUUCUGUUUCUAUCUGAUUAUGCAUUCAUGAUUUAAUUCAUUUUAUUGCAGCCUGAUCAAGAGCUUGCCUUGGAUAGUGCAUUAUCAGUAUCGUCACCACUUAUCGAUUGCGAGCGCACUCUUGGCCUACUACUUGGUCUCUAUGCCUGUCACCUUGCCCAAAGUACCCCAGUCACUAUUGAAGAAGAUGAAUACGACAGAUGGUUAACUGCAGAUUUCUUCUCAGGUGGAAUGGAGGCUUCUUCUGCACCUGCCUAUGCCAAAGUUGGAAAGUGAGCUUUUUGGAUUGGGGGCAAUAACAUUCACCACCGCCCCUUCUCACCUACCCUCCCGCCGGGCCCCUCAAACAUCAAACUAGAACCAGCUUAAACAACCAAGAAUUGCUUCCAAGCUUGUUAAAGUUUGUCGUUUUUUUUUGAAAAGGUUCUUAGGGUCUGAAUUGGGAAACAACUUGUCAGUGCGUUGUGAUCACACCUAUUUCUGGGCGAGGAGUGUUCAACAAUUCGUUUAGGUUGGACAAUUGUCCCAAAAGGAGGAGGAGCGAGAGCAUUUAAAGAAACGAAGAAAAGUUAGUGCUCUCAAGUCUUAAAAGCUCCAAAUAAAAGUUCUGACCAUUCUUAACAGGAGUAGAUCCCAUCACCUACAUGUACAAAGGUAAUUUUGGCACCCUUCACUUUAUCCCGUUCUAAACGUCUCUCUCGUUUAUUUCAUCUUGCAGAAAGGAGAAGGAAUCUUCAGAAGACAAGACUGAACCUUUCGCUCGACAGAACUCGCAUGGUGAUCCCGCUAAACCGUUUUUACAGGCCCUGGCUGAAAGUAAAGUGGAGGAUGAUACUGCCUUGAAAUUUCUAGCCGCGACUGAGCGAUUCUGUAAACAAAAACGAAUUGUUUUGCCAAUUGAGUUCCCUGCAGAUCACCCUGUGGAGAAAGUCGGAAGGAUGCUCAUGGCUUGCCUCUUAAAGCAUCAAGAACUUGGUAAAAUGGCUAACAACUUAGACAGUCCCUAUAAUUGGCACUGAAUCCUCCUUUGUCUGUUUCCUUAGCAUUCGUUGGCCUUUUUGGGCCGAGGUUGUGUGUAAGAUUGGAUUGGUGUGGUUCGGGUCGCUUUAUUCGACUGUUUGGGGGCGCUAUCACUUCUGCUGGCCAUUUUGAAGUUGUGCGAGAAACUGGAUAGACUUUUGUCGCCUUGCGCUGUGCAGGAUGCUCUCUGCAUAGUAAACUGAUUGAUUCGAUGGACAUCUAUCUAAACGGACAUUAAGACAAGCACAGACAGACAGUCAGAUCAACAGAAAGACAGACAACAAGAUGUAACCAGUUCUGGGCCAGACCCUUUAAUGCGAGAGAUCUGUGUAGCCUCUCCUUACUCAUUGACCAUUCUCGAAUCCCCUUUAAUAGACUCUGUUUGCCCCAACAUAGGGUAGUGUUUUUAGGUGCUCUUAGUCCUCCCAGGAACAUUCGGAAACACUAGUUCAUGUAAAAUUUGGGGUUGUACAAGUAGAAAAUGUCUUCUCAAUUGUACCAUGACACUUUUCUUGUUUUGUAGGGAAUGCUGCCCUUAGCGUAUUAGAUGACGACGUUUACUCGCCAUCCACGCCUGCUUUAGAUUCGCCUUUGGAUGUACCAAGCUCUACUUCAGACAGUUUUCUAUCACACACCCCUCCCAUUAUCAUACCCAGACCUGUCAGUGAAGUCCUCAAAGUCGUGUACCAGACAAAGUGUGCGCUGUUGAGGGUGAGUUGCAUUCGUAUUAUGAGCCUGGGGCUCCUCCUUUUUCUAAACUUGGGGUAAUUUUUCCAAGAUUUAACAGGGACCUUCACAGGUUGUCCUCGGUAUACUCUGACUCCAAUUGCAAGGAUUAUCAUUGAAUUGAUUACCGUAGUUUUCGAUUGGUUUGCUGACUGCUCAAGGUUAAUUUCGACUUAAGCUAGUCUGGCAACCAAGAGGUGAAGCAGAUGUUCGAAAGCGGUGAAGGUGGUCGUCCUCUUAAUAAUUGAGUGCCGUGGGUACCUCCCUUUGCCCCUGCAAAAAAGGCUAGGCCUUCCCGUCGCUCGGGUGAACAGAUACAAAUGGCGCUCCCAGUGUCCUCAAUUAGUACCCUGUUGCUAAGUAUGUUGAUCCUUAGUUAUCAUCAUCAUCAUCAGCGGCAGCAGCAGCAUCAUCAUCAUCAUCAUCAUCAUCAUUAUUAACAUUAUUAUUAUUGUUUUGGCAAAGAGUGCUAAUAGGCUGAUUCCGUUGAAUUAAAUUGCACACAUGAACAUACCACCCUGAUACCUGUUAACUUUGUAGGCUCAUCAGGAAUCGUCUCGUUCGUAUGAAGAGGUCUGCUCCCCGGCGCUGGAGAGGUGCCAGUUUCUUUUCACAGAGCUUCAUCCUGCAAUGUCCAGUGAGGUGUCCACUUUGUCCCGACUGAGGAUACGAAACACACUGCCUCGCUGGGCCCGAACUGUUCGGCAGAUGAUUCAGAAAAAGAAGAAAACAGAAGAAAAGGAAAAACCCGUCAUUAGAGAAGGAGGAGAAAUUGCUCAUACUGAUGCUGAGCUCCUAGAGGAGAAAGCUGUGAAUGAAAAGGAAAAUGUUGAGCGUAAGAGCAAACAAAAGGUAACCUAAAUUCGAAAGAACUGUGUUUACUCUUCAAAUCAAUAGAACAAAACUUUCAAUUUCCCCUUUCAGUUGUGCAAUUUAUUCAGCAAUAAACAGCAGCAAAGCAAAACUGCACGCUGAGUCGUUACCAUGAGGACCUCACCGACGGAAUUUAGCUCCACACGUGGAAGUAACACUGUAUGGUAGUGAAUAACGCUGUAUAGCUCUGCGUUACCGUGUUAAGCAGUAUGCAACUUUGUGUAGCGGUGAAAAGCCGUGUGUAUCUCUUUAGCCUGCGAAAACAUCCGUUUCCGCUCGCUCUUCGCCGCUGGGGACGUUUCGCGUGGAGGAACGUCUGCGACUCAGCGCCAGAAAUUCCAUACUGAUGACGUAAAAUCUGUCCGGAAUCCGGUAAGAAGCGCUGAUUGGUCGACGGAGUAGUUACAUUGUUUUAGCUAUUGUUUACGAAUGACAGACAAAAGACAAAAGGCCACAAAGGUCAGUCAAUAUUUGUGGAAUAUAGUCUUCUCUAGCAGAAGCAUAUGAGUUUUUCUGGAGCUCGUUGGCAGAUGGACACAACACUUUACCAAAAUCGACCAGAAGACACGUAAAAUUGGACAAAUUUAUAUUUGGAACCCUGUGACUACCGGAUUUAUUAUGUAAAUAACAGUAAACAUUGAUUUGCGUCAUCAGUAUGGAAUUUCUGCCGCUGAGUCGCAGACGUUCCUCCGCGCGAAACGUCUCCAGCGGCGAAGAGCGAGGAGAAACGGGUGUUUUCGCAGGCUGGUAUCUCUUGUGCACACUAGCUUUCUUCACAUUGCCAAUAGAAUAAUUGACCAUUUCCUAGGGUUCUCUGAUGGUGAAGUUAACUACUUUGACUUUCCACGUCCACUAUUAUUUCUUGUAAGGUGCCUCUUCUGAAUCCUUUUGGCGCUUUCCAGUAUAUCAGGCAUAGGUCUGAGUUUAAUCACACGCAAGUCUCCUUAUGAGAUUUGACUGGCAGUUAAUCACCGUUUAGUUUGCCAGAGCGUUUAUCUGUGAUACUUCAUUUCUCACUGUUGCAUAUAAAUAUGUGAACAAAGAAUUCGAUAAAACAAUCGGUUUUGUUUGCGGUAACAUAGAACAGAAGCGGAGCAAACGUUUUAAUUUUUAAUCAUAUAAUAUUAAAAAUUGUUGUUUUGUUGCAGGUGGACCACACAGCUUUAAACACCUCACUGUCAAGUGUCCGUAAAGUGAAGUGGCUUCGUGAGCGAAUGAUUGGCUCCUCUGUAAAGACACUGUUAAUGAAUCACAUUAAAGAGUUCGUCCUUCAUGAUGAGCCAGUGGAUGUGGAUAAGCUCCGAAAAUGUCUUCACAUGCAGGUUAGUAUGUGGUUUGUCAGCUAUUAAUUAUCUACUCUACGGAACUUAGUUCCCCUGUUUCCCUCCCUGGAAGUUUUCUAGGCGAGUAGCGGCAAUAUAUAAUAAUUAUGUAGUAUACAAGGAUGUUGUUGUUGUUUUUUCUAUACUUUUUGUCAUCAUCACCAUUACCCCAUUAUCAUCAUCACCACCACCACCACCCAUCGUUGUCGUCGUCGUCGUCAUCAUCAUCAUCGUCAUCCUCGCCAUCAUAAUCAUCAUCAAAGGUCAUCAUCAUUGUCGUUUCCACAAUAGCAGCAGUCGCAUCGCAUACUCAUUAUGAAUUAUAAUGUCGUCAUUAUUCUCAUAAAUUGAAAUAACUUAAAACGAGCAUUUCAACGCGUGUCUUAUGGAUGUAGCGAGACCUUCAUUAAACUGAGAACGGUGUGCGUGUGUUUAACACGAGGCCUAAUAUUUUAUCCGAUGUUCAGCCACUGAUAAGUAAGUUGAGGGAACGAGGGACUGCCAGGUUUUUUGAACGACUUCAAAGUGACUGGACAUCGGAUGGUACGGUGUGUUAAGUGCUGCAUACAUCUCCUCAAAUAUACAAAAAUUCUCCAAGAGAUGCCACGGUAAAAUUUAUGGUAAUUAAUAAAGUUCUUAGUAAUUAAGGUCAUAUUCUAUAUCUCCUUUACCGCAACAAUUCCUUUGUUCUCUUCAUGAAUUAGUAAUGCAUUGUCUUAUAUUCUUUCCUUUUUUUUUUAUAUACAUGUAGUUUGAGAGAGGUCAACGUAGGCUUGAAGGAGCAGAAACUCUUCUUUCUCUUGUGUCCAAACAAUAUCUAAUCCCGUCCGUUCGUUACUCGAUUUUGUGUGGUUGGCAAGGUCUUCUCUUGACUCACUCGCAAGCGCAGUAAGUAUCAAACCCUGUAAACUCUAAUAUCAGUUAGUGAGAUCUCAACACUCUUCUCUAUUUAUUUCCUAUAAUCAUCGUCAUCAUUAUCAUUAUCGUCGUCGUCAUCAUCAUCAUCAUCCGCAGCAGCAGCAACAGCAGCAUUUUAUUUUUCAUCGCUGUCACCUCCCUCAACAUCUUUUAGAUUAAGCUAGCCUCGUACUGAUUCAAGUCUGUUGAUAUUAGGGACUUUAAAGAGGUACUUUCAGUCUUUAUAGCGAUUAUUCCUACCCACUUACUAGUACUUUGUCAAAUGUAGGCGAACCCUCCCGAAGCUGAAUUUCAAGUCACCACAUCCAAGCUCCAAAAGACAACUAAAAUUUCCCCGUUGCUUACAUUCUCCAUAAACCGCAAAAUUAGGCAUUUUCACGUCGUAGUCGUGCAAAAACAGGAAAGAAAUGUACAAAGAAGCGUGAUGCACGUGCGAAGUUGUUGUUUUGCUUAUUGAACCAAUUGUUUUUCUGACGUUCUCGUUGACGUCCGCGUCGUUGGAUCUUAAAGUCCCUAUUAAGAUCCAACGACCAGACGGCAACGAGAACGUUGCUUAAGAAGUGAAUUUGCGUUCUUUCAGUCUUCAUUGUGAUUAGUCCUACUCACUUACAUGUACUUUGUCAAAUGUACAUGUAGGCUAACCCUCCUGUCGUUGAAUGCAGUUGGAUCUUAAAGUCCCUAUUGAUGUUCUGUGUGUUGAUGUUAUGCUGGUUCAUUUUAGCAACGCUGUUCCGCACUGCACGGCUGAUGUUGGUCUCAUUCCACCUUACGAUCGUGUCAUCCUCGAAAGAUCUUUUAGCAGGAUAAACAGUUGGGCUGUCAACACACUGCGUGAAGCGAUCAUCUUUGCUGACGAUACCUUUAAGAGAGCGGAAUCAAAACCUGACUCUACCCCUAAUGACUUUCAUGGUGGCUUAUCGUUGGGUGCCCUCCCCGUGGCGAGGUUCCUCUUGGCCACACUGGGUAUUCUCACCGCACAGCAUAACGCGAGUGACACGAGUCUCAUACUGAACUCGGGAACCAUCGGCUUGACUCAGACCAUCAUGCGCCUGGCAGGACCCUGUGAAGCUGCAGAGGAAGAGGACUCGAGCCUGGCCGCUAUCAUUGAUGAAGCUAAAGCUACAAAGAAGGCUCCUACUAUACCAAUCACCGGGCCUGAAAUGGCCAAAAGAAUGAAGAUUGGUACUCGUGUGGUGAGAGGUCCAGACUGGAAGUGGGGUGAUCAGGUACAUGCAUAAACCUAUAGAAGCUGCCGAGUUUACUGAAUCGUCGUAUUUGUUUUGGAACAGUUUGUUUGGCGAUGAAAGCAUGCGCGACAUAAGACAAAGCAAAUAUGGGUCAUUAAAGGUGUCCUUUUCGUGGUUAAACUUCGUUCCCUUAAAAUUGUUCUCCGUCUCCGGGGAGAGGAAAAACAUCUCGGCACAAGGAAGAGAACCAGUAACAAACUAAAGCCACCCGUCGUGCGUAUAUUUUAUGUUCUGGUUAAUUACCGCAAAGCCAAAAUGAUCUCCUAAUAAAAUUGCCCUUUAAGAGAUGCUCAGUCUCACAGAGAAUAGCUCUGCAUAGGUUGAGCCUCUGUAUGGGUAUUUCCGAGGAAAUCGAAGUCGCGACGAUCGCCAUUGAUGAUCAGAUUACCAUUCCAAUCAAGGUCGACCAUGCUAGUCGUGCAGUGACGGCAAAGAAAUCCGCCAAAAAGUGUACUGCACGUUCAGAGUUUUUGUGUUGCUUAUUAAACGUGUUGCUUUUUGGUUUGCUCCUUUCCGUCGUCUUUGCGGUUGCGCUGAGUUCGCCAGUAGAGUUACCACGCAAAACAAAUCUUGAAAUGCGACGAUUUUGCCAGACGCGCAACGAAAUUGACGUCCGCAGGUAAACACCCAGAGGUUUCUCUAGGUGAUUGUUCCAACUGAACGUAAACGGAGCUGCUCUCUGUUUUUCGCAGGAUGGACCUCCACCUAGUGAGGGUCGUGUUAUCGGGGAGCUCGGAGAAGAUGGCUGGGUGCGUAUUCAGUGGGACACUGGCAGCACCAACUCAUACCGCAUGGGCAAAGAAGGGAAGUAUGAUCUAAAGCUGGCAGGACCGCCUCCCGUGCCAGAGAGCAGCGAAGAGGAGGAGGAAGACAUGAAAGGUAGAUCUUUUAACUCUAGUUGAAAAGUAAGAUCAAAAUUUGAAUUCUCAUAUGUUGCCCCUGUUCAUUUCCUGCAGAAGUAGUGGGGAGAAGUUGUUAAAAUAUCAAGGAAAUUCGUCUUGUGUGAUCAUGUCCGUAAUUCUCAUGACCACUCUGUUUUACAAAGCAUUGAUAUUACAGGGAGAAAUUUGAUGCUAAUCACUCUUAGGGCUUAAAGGGUGAAAUGUUCAUAUGACCUGCCAGGUCACUAUUUUAGUCGAACAGAACAGACACUUAAGGCACAAUUUUGACUCUUGAUUUCGUUUAGAACUGUGCAAAUAUUGAUCUGCCAAGUAAUAUUCUUUAUGUUAAGUGUUUUAUCUCCCCGGGCAUCAUGUGCAGCGGUAGGUAAAUGGUAAGUACCCAAAUAAGUUUCUCCUUUUUUGUCAGAUGAUUCAAAGAAAGAGAAGACAGAAAUCCAGUCCACCCACCCCACCGUCCUGAUACGUCACUCCUGUGUGUGUUUACUGCAAGCACUGGCCAUUGGCUGUGGUCUCCAUGCCAACAGUUUGCAAAUAGAAAGCGUCAGAACUGUUAGCAGUCUUUUGCGUAAUCUACUGGAUGCAAGUACAACUGGUUAGUAUCUGCUGAAACCAGGCGGUAGUGACUAUCUUCAUUAACUUUAGGGGAUCCUAUUUCAAAAUAAUUUCCGAACCAAUGAAUACUCCAUGAGAAAUUGGAAGUUUGAAAAUCGGACCGUAAUAACAAUCAAAUGUUUACGAACGUUAACGUUGAAUUUCUACAGUAAUUAUUGUUCAUUUUGAAACGCCAUAUCAAACACUCCACUCCAUCCAACAUCCAGACAUCUCGAAGUUAGUCUUUGAAAGAACUCUGCGUUUUUUAAGUAACUUCUCUUUUUCUGGGUAAAAGAUAAAAGCACCGAGCUAAGUGUUCCCUCUUUUCGGCACUUGACUUGAUUAUCGUCUUUGUAAGUCUACUAAUUUGCUCUUUUGAUUCUUCUGACUUUACGACUUGUAGAAACAAAGUGAUGCAAUAUCUUUGGGGAAAAUGUUAAAAUGUAACCGUUAGACUGGAGAUUGUGCCCCGGCUUUUCAAUGGGAAGGUAUCCAAGCAGUCUUCAAAGGAUAAGCAGAAGACAAUCUCGGCUCUAGUUACUAUAAGGCCCGUAAAUCUCUUCCUCCUUGACAAAAUGGAAUGGCUCGUCUAACACUGACAAUUGCUUUCUGUUUUAUUUCCUUAAAAGGCGAAGGUAGUACCGUUGUUAUGGCUCAACAGCACAGAGACUGGGCCAAGCUUGGUUUCAUACGGGGUAUUGCAGUGUCACCGGUCAUUUGCUGCUCCCUCAGUACCCCUCAUUGGGUGUCUCUUUUGCUCAGGGUGGUGAGGGGAUCGCUUCCUGGCGAAGAAACGCUACUUCCUAUUGCGUCUACAGCCAAUUUGCCUCGGCAGGUAAUAACUCGUGUAUUUAUUAUACCCAGCCCUAGAGAAGGUGUUUUCUUAGAAAUCCAAACACCGUGAAAUAUUUCGGGAUUGUGCACCAGUUUUCUAAAACCAAUGAUUAGUUAUUUGGAUUCUUUUUAAAUGCUCUUUUGAAUUGUUUCGGAAAUUUGCUGAAUGCUAAUUAAUUUUUUGAGAAAAAGAAGUGAAACGUUUGUUAUUAUUAUAAACAGAAUAUUGAAUUUUAAGCCGCUUGUACUGUCUUUAAACAUAUCGUAAUGAACGGAUACAGUUUUCGCUGUUUAAUAUUGUAAAAAACGGCAAUUAAUAAUAAUUGGAUGAAGUUGGGCAAGAUAUCGUGAUUUGUCAGUGGUGAGCAGUUAAUUAAUCUGCGAGACGUUGACAAAUCACGACAUUUGGCGGUAACCAAUUUGGCGAUGAACAUGUCUUUUUUCAAUUAUUUGCGAAUUAUUUCACGCAACACCGAUCGCAAGAAGGAGAAAAGCGAAAUACAGCCAGCAGCCAAACACAGUUGGACGACAUUGCGCAUGAACAGACCAUUAUUUGUAGGCAGUUUUGGCAGGUCUAGUCCAAUGAAAAGGAAGAAAAAUUUGCAUCGAAUGAUAACUUGAUUCUGGGCUUCCACCAACAGAUUCUUGCCAUGCGGUUGCUGAGAGCUGUUCUGCCUUCAUGGGAUGUAACAAAGGAAUCAUCCAGGAUGUCUGAAGUUGUAGCUAAACUUUUUGCUUUGCUUGGAAGAGUCUUGAUGACUUGUCACGGAAGUCUGCCUAUUCAACCACCUUCAGGUUUGUUUUGCGUCCGGUUAAAAUCAUAUCUCACUUUAAUCCCCUUUUCUGACCCAGUUGGUUUUGGUCUUGUUUUGAUAGGUGGUAGGUACAGUCAACGUUCGCCUUGCAGGCACCUCGCAUUAAAGAUGUGUAAAUUCUAAGUCGAGAAUGACUACGAGAAGGAGAUUUUCUCAAUGCCUAGUAGCUCAGGGUGUCUAUCUCGUCCUCACAGUCUCCCCCCUCCUCAAAUCUAAGGGCCUCUAUUUACAGGGCCAAUACGGACAGACGCAUAAGUUCAUGGCAAAAAUUCGCAUGUUUGUCCCACUAUAACGGACUCUCACCAUUAUGGACAAAUUUUUCGGACUUGAAAAACCAGUUUUCUUGUUGAAUUUCGUCAUAAAGGUAGUCGAGGGGCAUCUUUUAACAUUUUUAAGACAAUCAGAAUUUAUUUUUCCGUUCUCCAUGAUCCCUUUGUCCUUUGCGAAGGACACCAACGCCAGCUUUGUAGCCUCUCUGGAGUAGAUAAGUUUUUCCUAUUUGUCGAAACAUUUCCCGCGCUGGAAUUGGUUCCACAGGCGAUAAAAAUGUGAACAUAUUUAUCCCCCUGGUGCACAAAUAAAAACCUCGCACGCUGCUACUAAGGACUCUCUAUUAGUGCAUACGGACACUGAUCCGGAAAGUGGUGACGGUGUCACUCGGAAGUUGUUGUUGUUCUUGUUGUUGUUGUUGUUGUUGUUGUUGUUUCCUAUUUUGUUACGUUAAAGAGGUUUAAAAUAUACAUGGACACUUCUAAUAUAUCUUUCUUGUCUCCUAUGUGUGCUUUUCAGGAGAAAAAAGUCGUAAAAGUAAGCGAAAGCCAAGAAUCCCAGCCUCAGUUUCAGCGACAUACAGUAGUACCGUAGCGGAAGAGUUAGUGGCGCUAAUACGCAAGCUCCAUACUUUAGAGGCCUGGAACCCAUUAGUGAACGAGUUUAUCGGUGUUCAGCUGAAAAGUGUCGUUACUAUGGUAACAUCAGACGAGUCAAUUCGAGAAGAACAAAUCACACAGGUUUGCGUUUCUUGUCUUUUGUUACGUCUUUUGUACCGAAAUUGCACGUUUCCCGUAAUUCAUCGUGUCAAGUGCAUCUUGUCCACAACUUGGUGUCUCCAUUCGAAACUAUAAACUUAGGUUAAGCAUUUUUUCGAUAAUUUUGCGCGCAAUUUGGCCAUGUUCGCGUUCGAAAAAAAUCCCUAUAAUUAGACAUCGAACUAAUAAUUUAUUGCAAAUUUUGGCUAGAAUCUUUUUGGGUUUAGUAAAACUAUAAUCUUAGCGAGACUGUUUGCUUUAAGUCAAAGUGCUCUUGAAGGACACUCUUGUCAACGAAAAGCUCUGGUUACUGCCGCCUUAACAACAGCCCAACUGAACUUUGCGCAUCGCGCGUUUUUUAUACUUUUGCUUUCCAGUGUUGUUCGCCAGUAAAAGCGUUGACUGUGUUUCUCUUCAUUCAUCUCUUUGGCUGCUGACUUAAUAUCUUUGGUUGUUCCGAUUUAUAUUUUGUGACAUGACACUUAAAACCAGCACUAAGGAAUUAAGGAAUCCUGUGUUGUUUUGUCUUCAAUUCAGGAUUCUGAGAAGGCAACAGAGGAGCCAGUGAACCAGGGUCCAGUGAUGGCCGUGUUAGCGGUUAUCGGUGGCGUGGACAGCAGGCCUAGGCUUGGGGGAGUGGUGCAGCAUAAGGAGUGGGGAUCUGGGACAGUUUGUAGAAUCGCUCCCAAUGGAAAAGUUACUGUGCAGUGUGAAGGUCAACAGAAGGCUAAGAUAUGCUCGAUAUCACAGGUUAAACCGGUAAGGACGUAAUUGAGCGCAAAUGUUGUGGAUCAUUUCCAAGAGUUCAUGUUUGACACACAACUAAGUGUUGAUUUCCAGUGUCGCUUAAUUUUUACGUGCGUACGUGCGUAGAAUUUACGUUCGGAAAUCAUAAAAAUAGAGGCAAUGCAUCUUCUCGUUCAAGCUCAGCACUUUUUAGCUUGCCUCUAUUUUAUUUACGUUAUUAAAAUUGACGUGCGCUAACGUGCGCAGCCAAACAUGCGUCAGUGGAAAUCAACCUUUAUUUUCUGUAUUUGAUUCAAGCGCCACUUAAACAUACAGGGUUCGCACGCACCUUGAAAGUCCUUGAAAGUCCUUGAAAUUUGAAAUAAAAAGUUCAAGGCCUUGAAAGUCCUUGAAAAUUGUAGUCGGUGCUGGAAAGUCCUUGAAUUUCGGUGCUAACUUUAUCCAACCCACAUUCUCAAGUACCUAAUAUGAAAGACCUUCAGGAUAAAAUUGCUCAUGUUGUAGUAGAACUAAAAAAGACAUAGACUCAAAUCUCUUUUUUGCACUGAAUGGAGUCCUUGAAAAAUGCGAAAUGUGUCCUUGAAAGUCCUUGAAAAGUCCUUGAAGUUUUUGUUCAAAAAAGGGUACGAACCCUGAACAUAGAACUUUACGGUCCAUUUUACAGAAAUAAUGUAGAUUUGUACAACAUUGUCUUUUUAGGUUCCAGUUAUCCCGUUUUCAGCGGAUAAUCUUCCAAUGUCGGAUGCGUCAUUAGGGAUCUGGGCUUCACUUGUGAGACUGGCUGGGACAGGAAAGAAAACUGCGGAAACAGAUCAAGAGGACUUCCAGCUGCCAGCAGUGCCAGGAGAGGAUGGAGUGGAGGGAUCUGCGAGAUGUCCCCCUGUUAGACCACUCAUCCCCGCUAAAAUGGGUGGUAAGUAUACGAUGAUAGGGAAAAAUGCUUUUCUCUGAGUGUCGCUUUUAAAGCACGCAGAACAACAACCGAAGAUUGAGUUUACAGUGCUCUCUUGUUGUACUCGAAGUCACGGACGGACAAAUUAAAGAAGAUUGAUACAGAUCAAUAAUUUAGUUUUUCAAAAAACUUGUUAGCCUAACAGUUUUCCAAAUUCCAUUUUUCGUGUUUGCAACGCUGGAUAUAAUGCGACGCCUUGUCGUUACUCCGAGAGUAGCCGCUUAAUGAAGAUUCAACUGUAUUUCAUUUUGUUUCCGUUUAGGCGAAGAUGUGGACACGACACUGCUUAGACAGCAGCAGAUUACCCUUGGUCUUCUUAAGGCUGCUCGUGUGCUCUGCAGUAGGCAGGACAACUUGAGGCAAAUCCUUAAUCAUCAGGCUGAGAGCUCAGAUGGUGGCAGCAGCACAUUCUCCUUGCAGCAACUUAUGUGUUCUGCUAUCAAACCUUCACCUAUCAAGGCCCUCUUCGAUAGGGAAGAGUUAGAGGUACAUUUCAGCCUUAAGCAUUUACAGUCGACUCUCUCUCUCUCUCUCUCUUAGAGGACCCCUCUGUAAAACGGACACCUAGAGUUGGUCCCUUUCUUUCUUUUCUUCCUUUAUUUGACUCUCUAUAAGACGGACACUAAGUACCGUUCCCAGAGGUGUCCGUAAAAGGGAGAGUUGGCUGUAUCCUCUAAACACCAAAGAUCGGUUAUUUGAAUGAAGUCGAACUUUGGCCGCGGUGUAAGAAAUCUUUGGACCUCCAGGUCUCUUCCUUAGUGAGUUAUUUUAAAAAGAUCAGUGCCUUUGUAGUCUUUGCUAUAUUCUCUCAUGAAAGUGUUCACGAUAAACGGUGAUCAGAUAAAAGCGUUGGACAAAUUGAAAAUGAAUAAGAACGCUGUUUUGUUCAACACUGGCUAAACUCCGUAUAAAAAAUGCCCCAAUGGUGGCAGAAUUCCAUUUCCACGAUGACGUCAUUCUACUAUCACUACCAGAUCCCUUCAAAUUUUUAAUUUCUUGUACAAAUUGUAUCUUUCUUAUUUGAACCUCGCUGGGAUUACUGAAUUAGAAGCUGAAAGGAGAGACGAAAUGGAUUUGCGUAGAAGGCAGUAACAUUUGGGCAUCGUAGAAGUUGUCUUUUGGAACAUAGUGGUUUCCUAGGCCACUUUGAGUUUCUAGUUUGUUAUGUUUGGCUUGCUACGUUGUUAAAUAACGUAGUACUCUUGCUUUGAUAGUCACUAAAGUAUCCGUCUCUUGUGUGACUCAAUCUGUUUGAUUUUACUUGUGAAUCAGGCCGCAGCCCUGGCUGCUUGUCAAUUCCUUGCCAACGAGGCAAGCCGCCCAUCCGAGCCUCCAACACCAGUUGUGUCAGAGACUGGACCCGAGCAAGAGAGGCCCCCACCCCAGUCCUCCACCUCCAGGAAAACUUCCAAAUCAAAGCAUUUGCAGAAAAAGAAGGCCCGAACAAGGAAGCCCACUCCACCCCCUCCCCCACCGUUGGUGCAACAACUGGUAGAAAUGGGAUUCUCUAGAAGCCGUGCGGAGUAUGCACUGAAAGAGCUGGCGGAUGAGGAGGAGCCCAGGGCCGAGUUAGUUGUAGCUUGGCUUAUUGACCAUCCUGAUAUUGAGGUACGACUCAAUGGUUUGGUCAUAAAUAAACUCAAGGCGAUAAUGGUAACGCUUUAAUAUGGAAAGAAAUUUAAUUAAACUGUUGAAAAAUUCUUGGCUUAGGUAGGGCUAAGACCCGUCUGUUGGUUUUUUAACUCUGAAGCAAUAGCCCCGUCCACGGUUUUUUACAGACGUUUGUAUGGUGGGGGGUAAAUUUCCCCCCCCCUUCCUCCAUACAAACGUCUGUAAAAUUGUGCGACCUUGAGGAGUUAUAUUUUCGUUAGUUUUCAACCAAUCACUUUCUAACUUGGCAGUUUUACUAAUUUCCAGCGGAGGUGACAGAUUUUCCCUAACUUGUGCUCGUCAAAAGUUGAAAAAACCGUGGAAAGGUCUACUCAUCCUGUGAUCAGAGCUAGACUUAACCUGGGAACGUCCGCAGUCUCCUAAAUUCAACCUGUAAUCUGAUGAGUGGCGUACUUCAAUAUUAAAUAUGGCUCGCUACAGUGUUCAAGUAUUGCAAGUAUUGCAACUUCAGUUGAUCACAAAGUUGAACCCUGUGUCAGUUGACUUACUACCAAGAUCGUUUGACGAUAUUUCCUUACAUUGCUGAAUCCUGUUUUAGGAAAGCAAAACUGAUCUUGGCUAUAAUAGCGAGUCAGUAACUGAAAGAGGUGGAUAUUUACUAUUUUUUGUUAUUAUUGCACUUCGGUUGACAGGUUCCUGAGCGCCCUGACCGACAAGAAGCGCCACCAGAGUUAUCAUCCAGCGAUGACUCCUCAGACGGUGAUGAUGAUGAUGAUGACAGCGACGCAUUGUCCACCAGCGACACAGAUAGUAGCUCAAGUGAAGGCGAGACUUUUGCUCUGCCUACUGAGUUCAAGCGGCGCAGUGAUCUGUCCAGUAACGAUGAAUACGCGCGGUAUGUUCGAGACAACAUACAGGUGGGCAUGAUGGUGCGCUGCUGUAGAACUUAUGAGGAGGUGCACGAAGGAGACGUAGGGCGGGUUAUCAAGGUACGUGCUUCUGUUUUUCACGAAAGCUUGCCCAUUGUGUUGGUAUUGCUUGAUUUAUACCAUUACAUUUUAGGACUUAAGCCUGACGGAUUUCCCUAUGAUAAUCCGGAUCGCCUUCAUCGCCUUGGUCUUUUUGGACGAUUAUGACCGGAUAAUUUUAUGACAACCAGCCCAUGUCGGAUGUCUCCACAUCAAUUGAAUCCCAAAAACAAUAGUGCAGUAAAUGAUGGUCAAAUAAUGGUACUUUUAACAGUAACGAUAGGCGUUAGAGACCUUUAGCAUCAGGUAAACUGCAAACCGCAAACCGCAGUUACGCGUUUGCAGUUUCGCGUUGCCGAGGUUUCAAACUUUAGCAAGGCGUUCAGUUCAGUUCAGUUCAGUUCACUUUUAUUUAGCCAAAAUACAAUACAGUACAAGAAUACAUAUAGGAAUUGUAAGGUUGCGAGGGAGCCCAGAAGAAACCAGAAGGCUUUAUGAAGCCUGAGCUCCCCAGUCUAAAAGAAAUAAGCAAAAUAAAGUGAUAUUCGCGGAGUGAUACGUUAAAAAUAGGAACCAAACAGAGACUGAGUUAAGUUAUGAAUUCAGUAACAAGAUAGAAAAAAAAUUAACUCUGGAUUGGAAAAGAAUACUUUCCAUUGUUAGUACGGCAGAAAGGAAUAUAAAAUUGAUUUAAACUACGCGUUCAUUGUUUAGGGCCGCCAUGUUGUUUUCAUUAAGUCGAAGUGCAUCACUUUAAUCGCCCAGAAAUCAGCAAUAAUUCAUUGAUUCGAGAUCAGAAAUCCAACAAACACAUCGCAAACGGAUACAAAAAGCUAGUUCAUACCUUUAAAACGCGAGGCUGUACAAUUGUUUGUAGCAAAAAACCUUGCCGUAAAUCACUUACCGCUGGAAGCCCUUCCUGCGGUUCAAACGUGAACUGCAAACUGCAAACUGCAAACGUGACCGCAAGGCCGUGGUCACGUGACAAUUUGCGGUUUGCCGUUUCCCACGAAAAACCUGAUGCUAAAGGCCCCUAUUGAAACUUCAGUUUCCUGUAAUCCACUAAGUCCUGCCCCCUUCCCCACCCAAAUCACCAUGCGGCAGAAUAGUAUCCGCUAGCAGUCUCCAUAUCUGACUCCUUGAGUGAAAUCGUUGAGUCUUUGUGUCAUUUAUUUCAGCUCGACCGUGAUGGUCUUCACGAUCUAAACGUACAAGGAGAUUGGCAGAAAAAGAACGGAACGUACUGGGUGAGAUACGUGCACGUGGAGCUGUUAGGACACGACUCCUAUGGUAAGACUGUCUGUGUUUUAAGAGAUUCUGAGACUUUGAUAUGCUAGGAUGUAGGACUGCAGUUUUGUUGUGGGAUUCAGGUAAUUAUAAAAUCUCACUAUUUUUGCUCUUUUGCAGCCCGGCGUGAGCUGAUCAAAGUUGGUGACCGUGUACGGGUCAAAGCCUCCGUGACCACGCCCAAAUACAAGUGGGGAUCUGUGAACCAUGGCAGCGUGGGUACUGUGGUGUCUAUCAGUCCAAACGGUAAAGAUGUCAAGGUAGACUUCCCACAGCAAACCAACUGGACUGGGCUAAUCGCUGAGAUGGAAGUCGUACCUGCAACACAUCCUCGCAUAAGGUGGGUGGUUUGAAACAGACGAUGUCCGAGUGUUGACGAAAACACAUAACAGAAUGGUCAUUAGAGAUCGCCGGCGUAAAUCACGGUUGUUUUUAAAAUGAGCACUAUUCCCUCGACUUUCAUUUCAAGGUCUCAUUAAGCCUCCCACCACUUUAUCACAAGUUCUGAAUGAACCCCCCUCUUUUAUCACAAGUUUUGAACAAGGGUCCCCUGGCCCCUAUCACAAGGUCUGAAUGAGUACCUUCCCCCCUCCCCCUUAUCACAGUCUGGAUUAGCGAUCCUUUCGUUACCUAUAACAACGUUGCUUGAUGAGAAACCGCUGUCUCUUCUUUGAACUGUUUGUCUUAGGUGUGAUGGCUGUCAUAUGGAGCCGAUCGAAGGUCCUCGCUACAAGUGCAAGUCAUGUCCAGAUUUCAACUACUGUGAAACUUGCUUUAGACUGCGCCGUAACCAUCGCCAUUCUUUCCACCGCUUUGAGGAGCCAAGCAGUAUCCCGGUCAACGCUGGAAAAGCUGGCCGGGGAAAGAAAAAGGUAGUAUCCGGGGGAUUUAGUGGCCCGGAGCAUAUCGUCAAAGAAUGGGACCGGCUGGUAAAGAACCUUACGGUGUCCUCGCGUGAAAGCCAAGCAGGCAGAUUGAUUGAUGGUACGGAGUCGUAUUGGCAGUCUGCAGGAUCCCAGGGAAAGGUAAAAGCUUAAAAACGUAUAGGGCAAACUGUAGUCUGAGAGAAGAGCCAACGUUUCGUGACGAUAACAACCUAUCAGAAGCACUACCCAGAUCUGGGUAGUACCACGCUAUCAGAUGUCAUUUCGCUAGGAAGGAAACCCGUUGGCGGGGUCGUGAAAUGUCGGCAAUUUCCUCAGGCUGGGCAGACUCCAGGUUUUUCUUUUUCCGUUUUUCUUUUCUUUUCUUUUCAUUCUUCCUCUUCUUUUUCAUUUUAACUCGGCUUCGGAUUUCAUGCAUAGGUUAGUGUCAAAUUACAGCUAUAAUACUAGACAAUCUGCACCUGUCUGCUCCAAAAGUCAUCGUGCCGAUAGCCAGCUCGCUUGUGCCAGUUCGGGGCAAAUUUUGGUGGCGGCGGCGGAACGCCAUCCCGCGAGGAAUGUUCUCGUGCGAUGGCGGCUUCGUCGCCAAAAUCUUCCCCGAACUCGCACAAGUGUAUACCCUAUUCCUUGAUUUAUCAGUGGCAGCCCACACCUGACAGAUUGCGAAAGUCUGCUAAGCUCAUCAAUGGAAGGGAUAACCUCCUACGCAGACUUUCUCAGGGUUUCGUCACGCGUUCCUUCCCCACAGAGGAUUGCGUGACAAUCCAAAAGAACGUCUGCGCGGAGGCAAUGUAAGAAAAGGCUUGUUACCUCUUGUGUCCACUUGUGAAUUUAUAAUUUAUUUUGUUUUCUCUUAAAACAGCACUGGAUACGUAUGGAGCUGUAUCCCGAUCUUUUAAUCCAACGGUUGACCAUGAAAGUGGAUCCUUCAGACAGUAGCUACAUGCCGUCUGUGGUGGUCAUUUCAGCUGGGGACAGCAUUCAGAUGCUGAAGGAAAUUAAAACUGUUCAUAUCAGUGCCACGGAUUCCGUAGUCACCCUACUCGAAGACGCCCCAGAGGCGAGUGUCGUUUUUGUGCUUAUCAUUUAAAUACUGAAAAUAGAUUCUACCCUUUCCUCCCAAAGUCGUCUGUGAUAUGGGGGAAAAACUGUCCUGAAAAAGAGGGUCAACCUCCCAGCUGAGUGAGCAUAAGCAAACGUUUAUGAGGGAACAAAUUUGACCCCUUCGCCCGAGGCAGCAGCGCUCGCGCAUGCUCAGAUUGUCUCGCCUUGACCGAGUUGACCCGACUGGGCGAGCCAAAUUGUUUAUAAGGAAAAAAGUUGGGCCAUCUUGGAGGGUGACCCUACCGUCGAAAAAGGAUGACCAGCCUUCUGAACGAGCCGACUUUUUGUUCCCACGUAAAGGUUUGCCACGCUUUGUAAGGAAAUGUAGGAAAAGUUGGCUCGCCUGAGGUAGCUUGGGCAGGCGAGUGACUCUUCUACCCAGGAGUUCCAUAUACAGUAAACGGGCCCUGACUCGCUAACUGUUGUUACAUUGCAGGAAUAUCGCUUCUUGGAAAUCGGCAUCCGCCAGUGUAAGAGUAGUGGUAUCGAUUGCAAGAUUCAUGGAAUCAGUCUGACGGCUCGUGCUAAAGCGGAUGAAGAUGAUAUGGCUGCCAGCUUUUCCUUCCUAGCGUUAGACGAAGAAGAUGAAGCAGCCAGACGGAGAAGAGCGCUGAGGAGAAAGCCUGCAACCACCGUGGAACCAACACCGGAGGGGCAAGUCAAGGUGUUUGUGUGGGGUCUCAAUGACAAGGAUCAGUUGGGAGGUCUGAAAGGAUCCAAGGUAGGUCGACGUGACGUUACUGGCCUAAUAUGCAAUGGAGGUCAAAAGUGUUGGGACCUUUCCAGUGAUAUUAUUUAAACUAAAGACCUCCCACUCUUACAACAAACAGUGUUGAAUCUUGAACAAACUGGGCAGAAAUGAUUCCAUUUUUGGGCACAACAUUCCUGUAGUGGUAGGAGUGGGUGAAGGGAUGAAGCGAAGCCGAUCAAAAAAUUGUGAUUUGGAGCAGACAGAGGCCUAUGUAAGAAGCCCUUGGAAGGGUUUUUCCACAGUGUCCCAAGUUUUUUUACCUCUGUUGUAGGUUGCGGCUGGAGUAGUAAAGGGCCUGCGUAUGUAAACUUGGGGAUUGAAAUGGUACAUGGGAAGUGUUAGUUAAUAUGGGACACUGCUUAAGUUAACAGAGGACACUGCCGGUAAAAUGAAAAACAUACCUGUUUUAAAUAGGAGAUGAAGUGAGUAGUUUUUGUGAAGGACAUCACGGGAUUUGUACUUUAAUGGGACAGCGUAAACUGGCGAGCAGAUGAAGAAAAAAAUGGAGAUGGAUAUUGUAUAGUGAGCGAAUAAACUAUGUGAAUGACUAGGACAGGCUUAACUAGAAGGAUGUGACUGGCUUAUUUCUGACAGCAACUAAAACCAGAUAGGACGUCUUCUUUCCAUCUUGAUAGAACUCGAGAAGAACUAUCAGCUUCCCAAACACUGAAAAACUUACAAAUGUUUGAUAAAUGACUUUAUCUCUUUUUAACCUUAUUAUUUAGAUCAAGAUGCCAUCAGUGUCCGACGUUUUAUCGAGUCUUAAAGUCAAGCAAGUCAGUGGGGGCUCAAAAAGUUUGUUCGCUGUAACCUUGGAAGGCAAAGUGUUCGCUUGUGGAGAGUCCACUAACGGCCGUUUAGGUCUGGGACCCAUUUCCGGUAACGUGCUUGUGCCCCGACAGAUUGACACUUUAAGUCCGUUCGUGGUAAAGAAGGUUGCAGUGCAUUCUGGGGGACGACACGCCAUGGCCAUCACAAUCGAAGGAAAACUGUUCUCUUGGGGAGAAGGAGAAGAUGGAAAACUUGGACAUGGCAAUAAAAUGUAAGAAACGGCGUUAGUAUAUAGUAUACGAGAAAAGUUAAACACUUAGCGUACGGUUUGUCAUUUUUUUCAGUUGACAGGUUAUUUUUGUUGCUGUUAGGAAUCAGUGCAUUGAAUUUUUUUUUCCUAACCCUCUCGUAAACUGCGAUGAUUGCUCCACUGAUUAACUGAUUGAUUGAUUGGUUGAUUGAUUGAUUGGUUGGUUGGUUGGUUGGUUGAUUGAUUGAUUGAUUGAUUGAUUGAUUGAUUGGUUGAUUGGUUGGUUGGUUGGUUGACUGACUGAUUGAUCGAUUGAUGUUUACGUGCCUUCGUUCAUGUAUUUAUUUUUUGAUUAGUGACCACGGGGUUAACGUACUCUUUAACACGGCCUUGACAACUAGCACAUUAGUUGUUGGAUACAGUAGUUUUUUUAAGUCCUCAGCUUCUCCCUAUAGGCACGCCUUUAUCUCACCUUGUUUCUUAGCUCUUAUUUAGUUACUGCUUCGUUACCACUCUUUCUAGUUUCAAAGAAGAUUUCUUUUUAUUUUGCACCCCAGAAAUUACGACCGACCGCAUCUUGUUGAGGCGCUUAAAAGCAAGUUUGUUCAAGAGAUUUCUUGUGGUAGUUCACACAGUGCAGCUGUCAUGUCUACGGGUGAACUCUUUACCUGGGGCCUUGGUGAAUAUGGCCGUCUGGGGCAUGGAGACAACCAAACACAACUAAGGCCCAAACAGGUAAGGUGUGCCGCAAAUAGGAAUGGUCUUGCAGUUCUGUAUACAGAGCAGUUCGGCUUACUCCCUCAAACCCUACGAAGUACAACUGGAACGACUGUAGCUUAUAGAGUGUUUUCACUCACGUGGCCAGCAUCUAUGCAAAUUUACUGGAACAAAAGAAAGCGUUUGCAUAAGAAAGGAGUUCAACUCCCACAGGACUGGCUUGGGACACCAACAUGGCCGCCGUUUAAUUGUUUUGGGACACCAAUAUGGCCGCCGUGACGUCAUGUGAAAACACUCUAUUUGAAGGCUGCCUUUUAGAGUCGUGCUUUGAAGAUAUGCCUAAAUUUAGAUUUUUACUUUGAUUUGCCUUUUUGCGUCGAUUACGUUGAUUGUAGCUGUUACUAAAUAACCAUUUUUUCUUAAUGGAGAGAAUAAUAAAGCCAUCGUCACUGUAUUGGCCACUCCAGAAAAUACCAUAACAUACCAUAAUGCUCUUUGUUUGUCACCCCAAAAUUUUGCGUAAGCAUUGUUUUCAGUUUCUCUUGGGGCCAUUUUAACUCCCAAGAGAAACUGAAGACAAUGCUUAUGCAAAAUUCUGGGGUGACAAAAAAAGAGCAUUAUGGUUUGUUAUGGUAUUUCUGGAGUGGUCGAUAACGGUGAAGAUCUCUUUUUAGUGGUAACUCUGUCUUGCUGUGAAUAGCUGUAUAUUACUUCGAAGAAGCGAGGUGUAGCAUAGUAUUACGGUUUAUACCUUAGUAAUUUCAGGAUUUUCACAGGCGAUACAUUUCUGCUAUUACUCAAUUUACACUUUACCGGGGUAUUUUCAGGUUCGCUCUUUGUCAAAUCAGCAUGCAAUAGACGUUGCCUGUGGAAGCCGUGACGCCCAGACCCUUGCGCUCACCAGCGAUGGUUGCGUUUGGUCGUGGGGAGAUGGAGACUUUGGAAAGCUGGGGCGAGGUGGAAGUGAGGGCUGCAGUGUACCUCAUGUAGUAGAGAAACUCAAAGGACAGGGCGUCUGUAAGGUUCUCUGUGGUGCCCAGUUCUCUCUCGCCCUCACAAAGUCUGGACAAGUGUGGACCUGGUAAGGAAUGGAAAUAAGUUGUAAAUUUUAGUGUAUAUUUUCCCUUUUAUUGCGUUUUAUACUCUGGAUUUUCUUCGGGUAUAAUGUAUCCGUCCGGUCCUGUACUCGAAAGUCAAUGACGCAUGGUUUUUUGAUCAACAAGUGCUAAAGCUGAGCCCUUGUCUUUUUAACGUCGAACAAUGACAAUGAAUCUUGAGAUUUACCAGGCUUUGUUCUGACUAAGGAGCGAGAUUUUUUCCGGCGAAGUUCAAAGCUUUAGGUGUUAAAUUUGCUUCUAUCUAUUCAACAAACUAAAAGAAGGAUAUUGAACCUUAUAUCAUUUACUAAAUUAUUCAUCAUUUCCGCUGGCCAACAUACCGUAAAAUUCCGAAAAUAAGGCCCUCUAUGUAUUAGCCCCUCCAAAUAUAAACCCGUCAAAAUCGUAACGCAAAAAACCCUCCUUUUAAUCGCCCCUCCGAAUAUCAGCCCCCCCGGGGGCUUGUACUUAGAAUUUGGCCCUCGAAUACAAAGUAAAACAAAGCAAAAAUGGUAAGUUUCCCUCCCACUACAACCUAGCCCAAUCGAUUUUGAAACGCAAAUUUCUCUCCGUACAUAAGCACCUCCGAAUAUAAACCCCUCCAAAAAUAAGCCCCUCAAAAAGACCUUUGAAAAAUAUAAGCCCCGGGACUUAUUUUCGAAAUUUUACGGUACUUAGUGAAACAAAAGGGCUUUUUUUUCAACUCGGCAUAUUUACUUUAUUGAGGAUAGCUGGCUGCAGUUCGUCUUGAACUCUGGUAGAUGGUAACCAUUAUGAUCGAAGAGAGCUAUGCAAUAUCAGACACCCUUAGUACCCGUGUUACAUUUUUGUAGGGGUAAGGGCGAUUACUUCCGCCUUGGCCACGGCAACGACUCCCAUGUCCGUAAGCCUCAAGUGGUGGAAGGUCUUAAAGACAAGAAAGUUGUGGAUGUCGCUGUGGGAGCUUUGCAUUGCCUGGCUGUUACAGAGCAAGGACAAGUGAGUGAAAUCUAUGAUUUCUUCCUAAUCCGUAGAUACCAUCUUCCGUACGUGAAAUUUGCUUGGCGGCGGUGCAUUGACAGGCAAGAAUAAAAACUAGCAUUACGAGAGAGUACUGAUUGGCAGCUUUCAUAGACUCAUAAAAUAAGAGUUCAUGUACUUUAAGCUGAAACACGAGCAGCAUUAUUUGGAAGCUUAGCUCAGUAGCAGGCCACACUGUAGGGUCUCAGUAUCACAUUUUAAGGUUGAAGCCAUACGGCAGAACAUGACUAACCUCUUGUUACAACAAUGCUGCUCAAUAGAAAGUCACAAAUGAUAAUAUUUACCGUUGUCAACAUACUGAACGAGAUAGAGGGAACUGACUUGUUUUGGUCCUGAUUUCUCUGACGGACACCAGGCGACAAACUUAAAACUCAUACAAAACGUUUUCGUAGAAAAGUCGAUAAUGACCGAUAGUAGUUUUGUCAUCGAAAUGUCAUCAUCGAUAGCGUGCUCUAUUAGUCACAUAUUAAAAUGUCUUUUUUUUUCUGUUUUGACACGAGGUUUUUGCAUGGGGUGACAAUGACCACGGUCAACAAGGGAAUGGUACGACAACGGUAAAUCGCCGCCCACAGCUGGUCUUAGGACUAGAAGAUUUUAGAAUCAAUCGAGUUGCGUGUGGCUCCUCUCAUAGUAUGGCCUGGGCCGAGUCUGACUUCCCGGCACCCGCCACGCACGAGCCUGUCAUGUUUCCAACUUCCCGAGAUCCACUGGGGGCGUCUUGCCUCAGCCCAGACUCCCAAGAGCAGAGUGCUGCAGCCGAAGCAGAAAGCAACGAGUAUGGGGAACACAGACACAGACCUUCUUUGGCAAAAAUCGUGCUUUCGCUUAAUUCUAAUUACGAACGCCAGCAGGCGCUUGGCCACAUUCUGACUGCCCUGCAAAUUAUUUACUCGCGUGAUGCUGUAGUUCGAUCGCUUAUGGAUCCGCAUUCCUUCAUUCGAGGCGACUCCAAACCUUCAGAUACAGAUGAUGACGCCGUGUCCUUGGGUUCUGGUUCGGAAGCCUCCCUCGAUGACGCUACCUUAACGGCAGUGGCGAGUUGUUCUCGGAAGUCGUUUAUCGAUGGAGUGGACGAGUUCACCAUCAGCCUUGGUCAAGAUGAUUCGCGACUUCUGGUGGAGCUGUUGAAGCUUGCUGUAGCUGAUAGAGCUGGUGAAAACGGUAGAGAGGUGCUGUCUGGAGUCCUGAGGGCUUUGGCACAAACGAAACCAGAAGUGAGUUAUUCAUUGUUAAUGUAAUUUAACCGCGAAAUCUGACCCUGUUAUAGAACCCUUAAGGGCCCUCAGAGCUGAAAACAAGCAGACAAAAACAAAAAAACAGACUUACCGACUCUUUUCGUACAUACCUGAUUCAAUAAAGGCUGCUUUGGGCACUGGGAAUUAGCAAUAGUUGGCCAUUGGCCAUUUGGGCAUACGGAACUCACUGCCGUUAUUUGCUGCAAUGAACACCAAACAAUAUGUGCCCACUGCGCAAUUCCCAAUGUCCGAAGCAACCUUUCUUGAAUUAGCUUUAUGUUCGCAUUCCCCGCCAUUCUAAGGGUCCGCUACAGUAUUGUGUUAGGAAAUUGUGAUGAAAACUGCUACUUUGACUUGCAGAUAGCUUCGAUGCUCCUUGAGCUGUGCAUCACAGAGCUAGAGGACGUGGCUACAGAUAACAGCAGUAUACACAGUAACUUCCAACCCGUGGUACAGGAGAGUAGCCAUCCGUACACAGACGAUACUAACACCACUGGAGUGGUCAAGAUACCAGGGGCGGAGGGACUCAGGGUCGAAUUUGACAAACAAAGUUCAACUGAGAGAAGGUAACUUCCAAGCUUCCGUCAUUUCCUCAGCUGUGUUGUAAAUAUUUACAAAUCAUUGAAUGAGGCUGAGUAAGAAUCGAGAAGAUCGAUGCAGAAGGAGAAGGGUAGAUAAAAGAAAUCUGCACAACUCUUCAUAUCAUACGAAAGCCGAUCAAUAUUACUGUUAUUAUUUUAUUUUAAUUUUUUUUUAUCAUUCAUUCAAAAUAUUUCUAAGUUCUUAACAUCCUUACCUCCUUCUAGAAUCGUAUUCUUGUAUUAGUUCAGUUCAGUUUUAGUUUGUAAUUCUGCCAUUUCGUCUUCGGACAGCCGUAGAGCCUUCCGCCAUUUUCUUGAUUUCUGAGCUCACCAAAACAGCUAGGUUACCGCGCCGCUGCCCGGAAGCAAACUUGCGAUGGUUCAUUUUUGGCAAUACACCAUCGUGUCGAUAGUAUAUUUCCGCAUCUUUCAACUUUGGUCAGCGCCAGCUGGUCAUGAAGAAUCACCUGGGGUAUUAUAGCCAAUAGAAAUGGUAAAAUAAUUUGAAUGAGAUGGAACCUGUUUUACCACUGAAAGGAUGUUUGACACCAUAUAGAACAAGUCGAGCCUAGCCACAACGUUCAUGCCAUCUUAGGGGGUCCCAUUCCUGAAGUCCUUUACCUUCUAGCGCACAUCCUGUCUUUUUGAUAGAUUCCAUUUAACGGUGCGACUGUUCGAUUAUAGAUCACAAGUGUCCUCAAAAUGUUAAGAACCGUCUGAUUUCUGAUCGACUCGACGGAAAUAGCGCAAACACAAACAUGAACAGAAAAUACGCCUUUUGCACUUGUUAAACCUUUUCCAAGGCCUUUAACUUUACGCCCCGUUCGGAAUAAUCUCGUAUAAUGUGAGAACAGUUAAAAGACCGUUCACAAAAAAAAAAAAAACGAUUCUUCUGUUUCAUGGUCAUGACCAAUCACGGCUUACGUAGUAUUCGGUUCAUAGGAUUAUUACUAAUAACGAAAUGUUUCUUUUAGGCAUGAUCCGCUGACCAUUAUGGACAGCACUGGACGUGUUGUCUCUGUCCGUUCUGGCCGCGAGUGGUCUGAUUGGUCGAGUGAACUGCGCAUGAGUGGAGACGAGCUCCGUUGGAAAUUUGUCAGUGACAGCUCAGUAAAUGGCUGGGGCUGGCGUUUCACAGUGUAUCCAAUCCCCCCAGCUGCCGCUCCUUGCGACGUAUUAUCGGACAGAGCGUUACAGUCGAGGCCUUCUAUUGACUUGGCUCGCUGUCUUCUGGGUAAGAACUUUUUUUUGUAGUGGACUCUCUCUCUCAAUUCUAGCAACUCAGUCUUGCUCGAGGUCGAUAAAUUAAACUCUAAAUCAACUUAUGAUCUGACGUUAUUAGAAAAUUAGCAUCGCUCCUUCUUUUAAACGUUUGUCUUUCAUUGACUGCCAUAAAAUUCGUACUGGUUAUUUCACGCGGCAGGAUUAGCUCGCUCGGCAGAGCGCUUGAAUGCAGGGCGGAAGGUCGCGGGUUCAAUUUCCGGGGCCGGAGCAAUACUCAGGGUCUUAAAAUGACUGAGAAAUAAAGGUACUGCCUUUGCCCUGCAAGCAGCUAGACCUUCGCGUGGCUCGGAUGACCACGUGAAAUGGCGGACCCGUCUCCAGUUGGAGAUGUAAAACUAGUAUCUCCAAUUAGUAUUUCCGUCCUAAAUACAGUCGAACCCCGCUAUUUCGAACUCGGUUAAUUCGAAGUCCCCGCUAUUUCGAAGGAAGAUCGAAUUCCCCUGGAUUUACGCUUCCCCUUUACGCUUCCCCGGUUAUUUCGAAACCCCGCUAUUUCGAACUUUUUUCCAUUUCCCUUGAGACUUCGAAAUAGCGGGGUUCGACUGUACAUUGACACUCAAAUAAAGGGUAUUUUUUUACUCAUUUUGAACUUGACUCACUGAAGAUUAAAUAAAUUGACUUUGAGAGUAUCAAUUACAGAGUUGCAGCGGUUAUUAUUAUGUGGCUGCUUCCGCUAGCGGGAAAGAUGAAGCGAAUCCUGUUUUCUGAUUGGCCACUGCACCCAAGUAAACUAGAUGGGCCUCCCUUGCCCGCUCUGGACUUCCCGCUAUUCUCUCGUUCGCUCAAUGAAUCUUUCAUUGUCCAAGCUGGUUCGGUUAAGAUGAUUUGAUUCUGGCGUCGCUCUUUUUUCGUCUCGUUACAAAAAAAACUUAAUCUAAAACGUUUAUGCUUCAUUCAAUAAAGGUGGCUUCGGCAAUUGAUCAUUGGCGAUACAGAACAAUGCAACGAUUUGGUUUAGUGACUACAAAGCAAUAGAUUCACCGUGCGCAAUUACCAAUACCCAAAGCAACCUUCAAUUAUAUACAGUUAUAUACAGUGGUUGGUUAAAAAUCUAAACCAUUUUGAAGACUUGUUUUGUGAAACUGUGGUAGAUUGAUCCUUUCAGUAUACAGUAGUUGUUUUCAGUUUCCUGACUUGGUGUCUUACUUAUUUUGUUGGCACUUUUUUGAAAGUCAUGUUGCGUGGAAUGAGAAUUAAAGCAAAAUUUAAAAAAGGAAUGCAUAAAAGCAGCUUUCAUUUCCUACAGGUCCGGGAAAAUUAAAGAGUCCUUCCCUGCAAGCCAUCGCUGCUUAAUCUCUGUGGUAGAAUAUUCGGCUUAACUCAUACAUUAAAGACAUUUUUGUAGAGACUCUUUAUUGUAAAGUUGGAUGAGUUGCUCAACGGCGGUGUGUGUCGGCGAUCACCCAAAAUUGACCCCCAAUAGAUAUUUCAGGUAUUAAAGCUGAUGUACGUGAAAAUGCAUCAUGAUGUUUUGAUUUUCUGCAGAUUUUAAACUGGAAACGCUUGGCGAUACAGCCCAGAUCCCUCGCCUGGCUUCAUCGUUAUCUGCAUGUGCACAACUCAACACUCUCUCCGCUGGCCAAAGAACGUGGGCGCUAAGCCGGUUGAGAAAACUUGUGCUGUCAGAAGUGGGACCAUCGAUUGACGUACCCAGCCUUUUCGGAUACAAUCUUACGUACGAUCAACCACUCAUUAAACUAAAGCAGAACAGUGACCAGCGUAUGAGCACGGUAGGUAGUCGUGACUUACCCUUGCAUUCUCAAAAGUAUUCAUAUCCAGCCUUGAUAAUAAUAUUAAAGUAGAAGUAAUCUCUGAUUACGGAUCCGCGUUCGUCACUUAAGGAAAAAUUACGGAAACGAAAUCGAGUCGAAAGCAGUCCAGUUUCCCGUCCGAGGUGCCCCUGAUAAAACUGAUAGGGGCGGCUAAUUUGCAGUCGCCCGUGAUAGCUCAAAAAUGUCUGCCAUAGUGCCACAGGAACACGAGAUUAGGAUGCGUUCUGACGAACGCGAUUAGAAGCACUACCCAUAUCUCGGUAGUGAUUCGUCCUAAGUAUGGAAUUUCUGCGUUCGCUCCUCGGAUGUCGUUUCGCGGGAAGAGCACUGAUGGCGUCGCGAAAUGUCGACUAUUUUCUCAGACUAACUUUUAAAUACGGAAACAUUUAGCCAAGGGCCAGUGACCAUUCGUACUGAUUUCCAUUGGUUUUGCUUCUUGCUUGGGCUUAUAUGUUCCUUCUUAGUAGGCACGAUGGCGUCAUUUUACUACUACCACCUCUUCGUUUUUCCUUUCACUGAUAUUUAAAUUUGGUUUUCCCAGGGAGGUUUACAAAACUAGAAAGCAAAACCCUGUAGGAUUCUGGUCAUAGUAGUGAAACGACGUCACCGUGCAAAUGGCUUAUUACAUUUCAUGUGGCUCGAGCUGACGUUCGACCAAACUGUACUGAAAUGAAACUGAACUUAAUUAGAUUGUCACAUUGUUUGAACAAACUAAUCUCCUUAACGGGGACUUCCAAACGAACAGACCCACAUGUUCACAUUGCAGAGUUGUUCGUAUUCUAAAGCACAAUGGUUCUAAACUACAACGGUUCUGUUCAACGGAACAGUCCUUAAUAGAAAGGUGUUUCGUAUCUCUGGAACCAACCGGACAGUCCGUAAUACAGAUGUGUCUCUAUUACACAGGAGUCUCGUAUUCUUAAUUGAGUAACGUCGUUCUAAAUUAUAAUAAUGUAAUUUACUAGAUGUUGGGUGUUCUUGGGCGUGUGUUGAGAAGACUCUUAAUUCUUAUUUAUUUCCUCAGGCUGUUGCGUCCUCGGCACUCGGAAAACUAAUCCGAGGACUUCCAGACACUUUACGAAGACAGUACGAGUACGAGGAACAGCUUGUCAGAGGAGGCAAACACCUUUUUCAUAGCGACUUUUUCAAAGUGAGUUAUUGUCUUCGAUAUGUGAAAGUUGUGUCGUAUGCACCGUAAAGGUGGUGAUGCUGUUUAUAAAAGGACAAAUCGAUUAUCUCAUUUAGUAGAAAUUAAAAAGCAGGAAAAAUUACAGCAGGUGUAAGUAUUUUUUAUUCAGUUUUCUCAUUGCCCUGUUUUGUUCUUCCACAGGUUCUUGUCGCGUUUGCCUGUGACCUUGGCCUCGAUGCUCUUCCAUGUUGUGUGGAUGGGCACGAGUGGGCCUGGUUCAGACGUUUCUGCGUUGCUUCGCGAGUUGCACAAUCGCUGGAGUUAAGGACGCCUCUUCCGUCCGACUUUCAGAUGGAAGUCAAGGAGAAAAUCUCGGAAAUGGUUCAGGAUAGCGACGAAGGCGCCGAUAACUACACAGACCACAAGAUGUUUAGACGAGAACAUGACGAACAACUUCUAUUGUGGCUUAACCAGUGAGUGUAUUUUGCGAAUCGAAAUCCUUGUUGUCUGAGAGAGAAAAAGUUCGUGUGAAAUGCUUCUACUGAGUAUUUGUUUUAGUGCACUGUUCUCGUAUAUUCAUUAACAAAGUUGCGAGCGAAAAAUUUGUUUGCUCUUCAGAUUGUAAGGGAAUGAAACUCGUUUUAUUAUUUGUUUGGUAGUUGAGGCAAAGGUAGUGACUAGAAUGGAUCCUCAAAAUCUGGUUUCCAAUUACAAGGAAACACUUUAGCCUUUUGUUUUAGACUCUCGUGGUUCUACUUUAACAUACUCCAUUACGGGCGACAAGAGGAGCCCGCAAUCCUAAUCUCCAGGUUGCUGUUUCACAUGCGCGACACGUAUGUAACCAGCAUUUGUUUGGACUUCCACUAAGAACGAAUGGCAUGUAUUGUACGAAAUCUAAUCACGCGCGUUUGAUUGUGAUAUCACUCGUAAUAUGAUCAUACGUGCUUUGAACUUCUAUUAUACAAAGCACAGCUUUGGAGCAUGACCAUGUGCACUCCCUGCACUCCCUAGCCUUUGUUUAUUACCAGUAUGUAGUAUUUCUAGUGUAUAGUAAAUUCUAGCUUGUCUGGCUUUCAGGCGCCCCUCUGAUUGGACGGUAACCUGGGGUGGAAGUGGAACUAUUUACGGCUGGGGCCACAAUCACCGCGGUCAGCUCGGCGGGAUUGAGGGCGGAAAGGUCAAGUUUCCACAGCCCUGUGAGGCCCUCAGUGCUAUAAGGCCUGUUCAAAUUGUUGGAGGAGAGCAAACUCUUUUUGCAGUUACAGCUGAUGGAAAGGUUUGUGCUGUUGGAGUCGCAUUUUACGUCCUAAAUAUUUGUACAGUCAACUCCCUCUAAGACGGCCACCUCUGAGACCAGCAGUAAGUGUCCGUCUUAGAGAGGUGUCCGUCUUAUAGAGAGUCAAAUAAACGGAGUAAACAAAGGCAGGGACCAACUCUAGGUGUCCGUCUUAUAGAGGUGUCUGUUAAGAGAGAGUCGACUGUAUUUUUUUGUUUGCAUAAGCAGUCAGACCACGUUUUGGACGUUUUAUGGUGCUCCUAAAUCUGUGAGUUGGUUAGCUAUUGCUUUGUCGUAUAGCUUUCAUUCUGCUCCUUUUCAGUCGUUUAUACUUAAUCAUUUAGAAAUCGCAUCGGUCCACAACGCUCUAAAACUGCCGGAAUUCUCAAGAACAUGAGAAGCACCUGAGAGCCAUUACCUCUAGCGUUUGUUAACUCUAUCUGGCAAUUAAGUUGGGAACGUGCACAGAUUAAACAUUACUUUUUACCAUUUCUUUGUAGGUAUACGCCACCGGUUACGGACACGGUGGUCGUCUGGGACUAGGCGGAACAGACACGGUGACGUCAGUGCGGUUAAUAGAAUCCUUGCAACACGUGGUCAUCAAAAAAGUCGCGGUGCAUUCUGGAGGCAAGCACGCCAUGGCACUGUCCAUGGACGGUGAUGUUUACUCGUGGGGAGAAGGGGAUGACGGGAAACUUGGGCAUGGUAGCCGGAAGUAAGUACUUUUAUUAGUUAAACUCACGGUUCCUUAUUUCCGAUUGAAGAAAUUUCCCUUUGCCUGUCAGUUUAGAAGCGGUCAUUUGAAAUGAUAAGUACUGAUUUCGCUGGUACGAGGUCUGAGACCAAAAAUAUAUAUAUCUUUACAAACUGGUCAGACUGGCCAAAAUCCAUACUGCUUUGCAUCGUUAAAGGUAUGUUUUGUAAUUCUAAGGGAAUGUGAGGGUCACCGCGGUUGAUUUUGCUGUAUAAAAAUCUUUUUGUCUGUUGGUUUACUUUGGACAACUUUUCUCUCUCUUUAGGUUUUAAUGUCUGCGUUACUCCAUUCUGUUGACAUGUCCAUUUGGCGGCAUGAAGUGUGUUUGAUUGUCUAGUGUGUUCGGUGUUUUUGUUUCCCCAUUUUGCUCCGUUGUUUGUUUGUAUGUUUGUUCGUCCCAGUAAAUGUUAAGUGCUGUUGAGGUUUAGCUGUUGUCAGUACUGGGCUAAUUACUCUAUUUUGGUAUCAGAUUUUUUUAUUUGCUGGAUUGCUUUGUGUAAACAUUCCACACAGUAGUCAUUUAACAAAUGCCUCUGUUUUCCUAGCUCGUGUGAUCGUCCGCGUGUUAUUGAAGCUCUCCGAGGCAAAGCCCUUGUGGACAUCGCCUGUGGCGGAUCCCACAGCGCUUGCAUCACAAGCAACGGAGAGUUGUACACUUGGGGCAAGGGAAGAUACGGAAGACUAGGCCACGGUGACAGUGAAGACCAGCUACUGCCAAAAGUGGUGGAGGCACUUCGCGGACAUCGUGUCAUAGACGUGGCAUGCGGAAGCGGAGACGCGCAGACGCUGUGUUUGACGGACAAUGACUGUGUUUGGUCUUGGGGAGACGGAGAUUAUGGCAAGCUCGGUCGAGGAGGAAGUGAUGGAUGUAAGAUUCCUAUGAAAGUUGAUUCACUCAUGAGGGCUGGUGUGUGUACGGUUGAGUGCGGUUCCCAGUUCUCUGUAGCUCUGACCAAGUCUGGCGCAGUGUACACGUGGUAAGUGAUGAAUAUACUAUUACAAUCACCAAGGGGCAUGACUACCAUACUGUAUUUCCGGCACGUAUUGGAAGUUGAAUUUUGUAAAACCAAUGACAGUCUAUGAGGCUCUUUCCAGGGGUCGAAAUCUGCACGUGCUUGUCUUAAUCAAGGUUAUUGGCGCAAGAUUCGGCUCACAUUGAGUUCGACUAUCGCAUCUUUUAGGCUACUGCUGGAUCUAUCUGCUCAAAAUAAAAUCUUUUAUUAGUUAGCGUGGUGUUCCUAGAAGGGCCUUACUAGCUGCAGUAGAACCUCGAUAACUCGAACUCGGAUAACUCGAACUCCCCGCUAACUCGAACCAAACUAUCUAAUUUCCCUUGGAUUUUACCCCACUUUUCAGUCAUUUUUACUCGGUUAACUCGAAUUUCCCGCUAACUCAAACUAAAAUUCCUUUCCUUUGGUCAAAUUUUCACUGAAAUUUACCCCCAGUAACUCUAAUUCUGGUUAUUGUAACUCCACUCAGAUGCCAUCCCAUCAGCUCUUCCUGUCCUAUAUGUUUAACGCUACAGCAAUUUGGUGCAACGAAUACAUCACGUUUUUUUCGUAAAAAUGCGUGAUCAUGUUGCCUUCUCAAAAGAAACUGUACUAUACACUGAAGUGCUGAAAAUCAGUAGUUAUCAAUUAUCAACCUGACCUGUUGAGUUUCCGUAUUGUACUUUUUCCCUUGCCUCUUUGUUUGCUUGCUAAUUUCUUUCAGUUUGAUCAUUGUAAAACUGGGCGUUACUCUUGACAAUUCCCUCUGAGCUCUUGUACAAUAGGUCUUUUUUUACUUCGUGCAGGGGUAAAGGGGAUUACUACCGUCUCGGUCACGGCUCAGAUGAUCACGUGAGACGCCCAAAAAGGGUGGCAGCGUUACAAAACAAGAAAGUCAUCGCCAUAGCAACAGGCUCUUUGCACUGUGUCGCGUGUACCGACACAGGUGAGGUGUACACGUGGGGUGAUAAUGACGAGGGGCAGUUAGGAGAUGGUUCCACCAACGCUAUUCAAAGACCAAGGCUAGUCACAGCUUUGCAGGUGCGAAUUCUUUACUAGUUCAAUUUUCAUUUUAAUCAUAACUAUAACAAAAUUCUCAAAUCUGAUUGGCUAUCAACUGCCCUGAUUUCAGCCUCGAUAGGACAGUUUAAGAGGACAGUACGCGUCAUCCCCAAGUAAUUGGACAGUACACGCCAUCACGCGCGCGCUUAAAUGGCUUUUUUUGUUUCACUGCUAGCAAAGAAAAAUCUUGGAAUUUCUUGUGUUUUGAUUUUAAAAAGAGCCUUAUACAUCACAAAUUUUGUUAAAGUUAUGAUUAAUUGAUAACAGAACUUCGUGUCGUCCAAUAUCUGUAAUCAUACUCGUGAUUAAACAAAUCGGACUCCCGCGGAUUUUGUUAAUCACUGGUAUGAUUACAGACCGAACUGUACUCCACUCAGUCAUUUUACCAUUACAAAUAGUAGGUAAGAUGAAAAAAAUUUGGUAUGUUUAUCAUACAUUUUCAUUAGUUUCGAAUACCGUCAAUUGCCUCCAUAAUAUGGACACUCACUAGAGACAAAUCAGAAGGUCUGCAUUAUAUUGUAAAGGUCAAAUAUGUAGGAGGAUUGGUAUCUGUGGGAACACUGAGAGAACUAUUUGUAAUAGAAAGGUAUCCGUAUUAUGGAGAGGUCCGUAAGAAGAGGUCCAACCGAAGCAUAUAAGUCUCUAAGUCGGUCAUUGUUAAACGCGGCAAUGAUUGACCAUCUAAGUAAGUUGUCCGCCUUAAUGAGAGUUUAAGCGAUUGACUAAAAUGGUUGGAUUCUUUUAUGGUGUCCGCUUAUCGGCGAGGGGGAAGGGGGAGAGGGCUGUGCAUUUAAAUAGAGGUAAAUGAGUUGAUUGUGACAAGUGUCAUGUAACUUUAGAAUUUUUUGUUACCCUUGUGUCUGUGGUUUUGUCAGUUCUUAUUUUGAUAUCCUUGUUUUACAAUUCCUCUCCUUCUCAGGGUAAGAAGACAAACCGUGUGGCAUGUGGCUCGGCUCACACGAUCGCUUGGUCCACCACCAAACCCGCCAAUGCCGGUCGCCUUCCCAGGGAAGUCCCGAUGGAGUAUAACCAUCUGCAGUCAAUCUUCCUGGGAACUCUUCGAAAUCGCCUCAUGCUUCUUCACCACUUCUCAGAUCUCGUGUGUUCCUCGCUCGCCAUGUUUGAUCUGCAACCCCGACUUAAGGAACAUGCUGGUCAGGAGCCACUGGUAGCGCUUGAUUCCUUGAGAGGUGUAUUGAUACCAUCGGGCAAGGUAGGGACCGAGGCUAUGGGCGCUUUCCAAAGUCAGAACUGGCCGGCUAGACCGGUUGAUUUGAAAAUGAAAUAUUAGUUCUUUUCUUGAAAUUUUUACUAAACCUGGCAUCUCAUCCGUGCAUACUAUUCAGGAAUAAGCUGAUCUGGCUGGAUAGUAUUGAUUAACAAUGGGAUUUUCCUUACGAUAGAACUGGUGUGGCCCGUAGCCAGUUCUGACAAAUUUAAGCGCCCUAGCUAUGAAGACUUAUUACUUGUAUUCCACACAUUAUUAUCUACCGGUAUUUCUCAUUGACAAAGAUGAGUUCCCGCCCACCAACCUACGGGGCCCCCUAAGCCGGAACCAAACCCGGCUUAUGUAGCAUGAGACACCUAGGGAUAUUAUUCCUUUCCCCUUCCCCUCUGGGAUUUUGGUCGAUCUCAGGAUUCCCCCAGUAGUAUGUGGUUGUUGCCCGCCCAGGUUGUUCGAAAGGUGGAUAACGCUAUCCACUGGUUUUCCUAAUAUUUAUCCGCCUGGAUAGUGGUUUAUCCGUUGGAUAGUGCUAUCCAACAUUUAAACAACCGGGUCUGGAUGAAGAGAAACGGACUGUGGAGAUCAGUUUCUGGUCUAAAAAUGAGGAACUUGAGCCGGGAUCUACAGGUCCGAAGUUCGAGGUGUUAACGACUUGACCACCACGCCCUCACUAAGAUGCCAUGGUAACUAAUAUUUGGCGGGCUUUUCGCUAACUUUUCCAAUCUAAAUUCCUUUUUCCACUUGCCCUUUGUUACCAAGAUAAACCUUUGUAUUUCAUUCUGUAGAAUCCCAAUGUUAUUCUUUUGUCCGACAAUCGUUUUUUAUAAAUACGCUAACACUCUGUUGUCACUGUUGUAGGAAGCGGCCUUCCGUAAGGUAGUUCAGACAACCAUGGUUCGUGACCGACAGCAUGGUCCUGUAAUUGAACUUAACAGAAUACAGGUAAAUCCUUUGGUAACGUCAGCCUCGAAUUACGUUGUGUCCUUCGUUGUUCGUAAAUACACUGUCACGUUUAUUGAUAGAAAGCGUGAAGAUUGCACCAAACAAUUUCAAAAGCUUAAGAAACAUUUUCAUCAUUUUUAAGAGUGUUUGGAUGACACUGAUGCAAGUGAUACGCACAUAAACAGCUGUCCUUUUUUGUUUUUCAUCAAAUGCAGCUCAUUGUACAAUUCAAGUACAACAUGUUUGUUGUACUGAACCCCAUAAUCCACGUUAUAUUUCUAUUAGAAGGCUAACGUGAUCCUUCAGCAUAAUACAUUUUUCUUUCAGAUCAAAAAGUACAGAUCCAAGGGUGGUCUUACUGGACCAGACGGCUCUAAAUCGGUAUUCGGUCAGGCUUGCUUUAAGAUGAGUAACUUUGGUCCCGACAGCUUGUUCCUCCCGCAUCGUGUCUGGAAGGUCAAGUUCAUUGGCGAAAGUGUUGAUGACUGUGGAGGUGGUUACUCCGAGUCCAUCGCGGAAAUGUGCGAUGAGCUUCAAAAUGGCUCUCUUCCGUUGCUGAUUGUCACCCCUAAUGGAAGAGAAGAGUCAGGAGCAAACAGAGAUUGCUUUAUUCUGAAUCCUGACGCUCGCUCUCCUGUGCAUCUGAGCAUGUUCAAAUUCCUGGGUGUGCUGAUAGGAAUCGCUAUCAGGACAGGCAGCCCACUGAGCUUGAACCUCGCUGAACCUGUUUGGCAGCAGCUGGCUGGUAAGUAAUGUUGCAGUGGAGCGUUAAUAACGUCAACUCUAAAUGUUUGUUGCAUUUCAUAAGAGAGCUGGUCAUUAUAGAAUCUAACUAAAGGCGUAAGAUAUAUGUGAACGCAAACGCCCUUAAAGAAGUUCUUAUAAUCUUUGGCAAAUUAUUAUAACUUUUUUUUUUCAGGGAUGUCACUGCGAGUGACAGACCUAGCUGAAAUCGACAAAGAUUAUGUGCCUGGUUUGAUGUGCAUCAGGGACAUGGAUGAGACGUUUGAAGCUAUGGAGAUGCCGUUCAGUACUCCUAGCGCCAGCGGUCAAGAAGUACAGCUGCAUAAUAAGGUUAAGAGAAUCACGCUGGACAACAGAGAAGAAUAUGUUAGAUUAGCACUUCAUUACCGCUUGCAUGAGUUUGAUGUACAGGUAAGUGUUGUUGGUGGUUUGGGUUCUAACUAUUAUCAUGUCAGUCAGUUCUUGAGUCAGAAAAUAGCGUGAUGUUGUUUUUCACGAAACGGUCGAAAAAAUUCUGGCCUUUGAUGAAAACGUUUUAGGUUACUUAUCCCAUUGAUGUUUGAUGUAUUAUUUCAACUUUUGUGUUAUGUUGCAAAAUGUUGGAAAUACAGCUGUAGAUGGGUGUCAGUCAGUAAACGCCCCGUUUGUCAGUCGUUCUUUUGUUUCGUGGUUUUGUAGACCUCGACUUCGUCUCGCUCCUUAAAAGCAAAGAAAAAAACUAGCCGAUACCCAGCCAUCUUGACCCCGCAAUUGGUCAGUAACGUCUGGAGCGUGGGAAGAAAAACGUUGUCCCCACAAAUACGUUUAGAUAGAUCUUUUUCACUUUUCCUCUCGAUUUGACUUAACAUGAUGAAUCUUUUCUAUAAUUAGGUAUCGGCGGUUCGAGAAGGCAUGGCACGAGUGGUCCCAGUUCCCUUGCUAUCUCUCUUUACCGGUCCUGAACUGGAGACAAUGGUGUGUGGAAGUCCCGAUAUUCCUUUGGACCUGUUAAAGUCCGUGGUGACGUAUAAAGGGGUAGACGCUAGCGCUCCAUUGGUUCGUUGGUUCUGGGAUACACUAGAAAGUUUUUCCAACGCCGAGCGCUCGUUGUUUCUUCGGUUUGUUUGGGGGCGAACACGACUCCCGAGAACUAUCGUGGAUUUCCGAGGCAGGGACUUUGUAUUUCAGGUAAGUGAUCAUAGCUCGAUACACCGGCCAAAAGCAAGUCACAGCGAAGUUUUUGUCCAACGUGGGCGAUAUGUUUAUUAUUCCAUACUCCCGUGUAGCAAUGGUCCCAAAGACGCCAAACUUCAUACAUUUUCUUUAUUUCCGCCCCACUUUUGUCAUACUGACAGUUGAGUCCGUCCGUGUCCCUAUUGUGCUGUUGUGGGGGUUCGGCUAAUUAUGCAAGAUUGUAAAAACAAGUGUGUUCGCCUGGGUAUCUACCUUAAUUGCUCUCUGUAAGGGCCUGGUGAAACACUGUACUGUUACAGACGCAAUGAGCACAUUUUGGUGUUGCGUUGUUUCGAUUUGAAAAAUUCUAAGAAGUGUUCAAUUAUCCACGACUUCCACAGGCCCGCCGUCUAUAGCAAGCUUUGUCGAGGUAUGGGGAUCCGGAAAGAAGAAAACUUGAUUUCUUUACUACGUGCUUCAGUUCUCAUGCCUAUUAUGGGUUUAACGUAAUAAAACUCUUGCAUAUAAAUGUGUUUCCAGGUACUUGACAAAUACUCGCCCCCGGAUCACUAUCUACCGGAGUCGUACACCUGCUUUUUCCUUCUUAAGAUGCCUCGCUACUCUUGUCAGAGAGUACUUUGCGAAAAGCUUAAGUAUGCCAUCCAUUUUUGCAAGUCCAUCGACUCAGACGACUACGCCAGGAUCGACCUAACUGGAGAGCAAGCUGAGGAGUAUGAUACUGACGUUGAGGCGUUCUAGAAAAUACCGUCACGGGGACUUCUUUUGUCCCUGGGAGACCAAAGGACGUGGCAUUACAUUUCACGUGAUUAGCAUCCAGAGUCCACGUGCUAUCUCGUAAACCGGCGCACUGAAAAAUUAUUUUGUCUGUAGGAUAACUGCUAAAUUAGUGAGUGUUUCAAGGUGUGGACGGUUUUACCUUCACAACGACUCAGAGAAGCGACAACGACAGUUCCUGUAAUACUUAUUGCUGUAUUUCAAGGCACGCUGAUCAAAGUUUCUGCAGUCACAUGUGCAGUCGUUAUUACAUAUUUAAGUUGUGGGUAUCCUCGCUUCACAACAUUGGCAAAAGACUGAUAAUUGUAUCUAUAAAUAUUGAAAAAAUAAUGUCUUAUUGGCGAAAAUCGGCUUUGUCCCUCUAAUUUUAAAUAGACCGUAGAAUUUCGAAAAUAGUGUGGUUCGCUUAGAAAUUAAUUAUCUUGUCUUUCAAAUAUUUUUAGACUCAGUAACGGUGACUGAGAGAAUUGUUAAUUUAUUUGUAUUACUGAAUUGUGCGUUGUUGGCAAAUUAUGAGAAUCAUUUUUUAUCAAGUUUAAAACUGAUUAAAGUUGAUGACGUU
Porites lobata is the source of this 53194-nucleotide messenger RNA. The record is from the annotation of a GenBank genome assembly. Lineage: Eukaryota; Metazoa; Cnidaria; Anthozoa; Scleractinia; Poritidae.